Messenger RNA from Xyrichtys novacula (pearly razorfish), 64285 nucleotides. The record is from the annotation of a GenBank genome assembly. NCBI's taxonomy places the organism in Eukaryota, Metazoa, Chordata, Actinopteri, Labriformes, Labridae.
AUGGGGAGGAAAAAGAUUCAGAUUCAGCGGAUCACUGACGAACGCAACAGACAGGUGAGCCGAGGAAACCUGAACGCCAAAGAGCGUAGACGGGCGACGAACGAAAGUGAAAAUACAAGAAUAAUGAAAACAGACGACAGGGUCAUUACAGCUGAGUUUAACUACUGAAUAAUGUCAGCAACAUCCAGAACAGGCUGAGGAAUGAACCACAGGAAGUCCCAAAAACUGCAGUUCCUCACAUGACCACUGGAGGCCGGCCCCAAAACGAGUCAGCCUCCAUAGAGUCCAGUGAUUUAGUGUUUCACAGCAGAAUUCAGCCUGUUUACAGCCGGGAACAGGAACAGUUUUGGUCUCUGAAUCUUACUCUUUAACUCUAUAAGAGGUUAAGUGUUUUUAUUACUUAUAUUUAAAUAAUUUAAAGGCUGAAAGUUGAGCAGAAUAUUUAUGGUCAAUUCUGCCUCAGCUGAAACUUUUGGGAGAUACUUUUGUGCAAAUUUAAAGUCAUCAUCUAACUUUUAAAAAUGGUUAUUCUCAUGUUUUUCCAUUCGUAUUUGCAUAUCAGCGCUUAUUAGUGUCUGCAGGCGUAGAACUUUGCUAAGAGUAAAAACCUCAUCAGCUGUUUUCUCCGUUCUGAGGUGAACCGGCGAUACUUCAUAAACUUUUGAUUUUAAACUACUGCUAAUCUUUUAAAAAACUGAGUCAUUCUGUUGGUAAACAGUGUCGACCUCUGGUGUUCAGAUAUGAAGACAGUGUGGUAGUGUAGGAAACUGCAGUUCCUCCAGUGUCCACUUGAGGCCAACUAAUGGCCAUUCAGACCCAUAUUUAAAAAAUCCCUUUUAGAGCAAAAGGAAACAUGUUUACAGUCAGGUUCAAAAACGGGUUUCAUUUAAUGGCCUUUUUUUUUCUUCGUACACACUGUAGAAGAAAAGUGGAGGUUAUUUGUCGUGCCCAACUUUCACUGUCUGAGGCUGUAGGUCUGAUUGCAGUAACACUAAAAUCCUACAGGUGGUGCAUCAUGUUCAGUGUCAAGUUUUCUUAAUUUUUUUAGACUAGUUUGAGCUCAACGAGGCGAGUUGAAAUUCAAGUUUUUGUUUCAAACUACUUCAAAAUUAGUCACUUCUGAACAUCCUUACCUAUGAAGAGCUCACUCAUGAUCUAUCCUCGGUUAUAUAACAUUUACCACUGUCGCACACUUCUGUCUUUCCCUCUUUGUUACUGACUGGAUGGGGCGGAGUCACGUCUCUGACGUAGGACAGCGUCUUAAAGGGACAUGAGACCAUAGCCUACCUACACACAUCCAAAAACAACUUUGAUUUAUUUAGUUUUUGACACUGAAUAUUCCGAUAUGGGCAAGAUGACGUCGGAUAUUGUUGUAAAGUUCGGUAUCACCCAGCACUUCAGUGAAACUUGUCUAACUGUGUGUGUGAAAACUUUCUCAGAGGUCAGCAAUGUGCAGUUUUUGUGCGACUGUGCAGCUCUUCUGAGUACCGUCUGUUUUCACCGUCCUGCUCAUGCUGGUAAAAACGCUCCACGAGGUUUAAUGACUUUACAGUAAUUUACUGUUUCCAUAAGCUGACGAUAAAGUCAGCCGAAAUCCUGUUAAAUCGGAGUGUCCUGAUACAACUUCUUCACUUCCGAUCUGAUACCAACAUUGUAGCCUUCGUUAUCAGCCGAUAUCGAUAUUAAUCCGAUAUUGGUACAAACUUGUGCAUGACAAGUUUUCCGCUCAGCUGCAACGUCUUUUUCUGCUAGAGGUGCUGGAGUGGAAUCUGGGAUGGACUGCUUCUAUCGGAGUGCUGAUAUCGGAGAUUCUACAUGCAGGCCGAUAUCAGACUGAUAUCUGAUAUCAGUAUCGUAUCGGGACAGCCCUGCUGUUAAAGGUUCACCGUGUCGUUUUUGUCCCGGUGAUCUUUAACUCCAGGGAUUCGAAGUUCUCACAGGGAUCAUCGCUCUUUUAUUCGUCCCAUGUACCUUGAAACGGCGUGCUGACUGUUCUUUCAGCUGUUCUCCUACAGAACAAUAUAUCGGCAUCAUGUUUUAGGUCACAUGACUCUGCAGAGUAAUCACGGAGAGAAAAAGAGCAGAAAGUCUGAUCCUCCCCGUCAAAAAAAACCCACCACGGCCCCUUCCCCUCCGGUUACAUCAGCUGCAUUGUCAGAGAGGAUGAAAGGGUAAAUGAUCCAUCUAAAAUGAGUCAACUGGUAAAUGGGCUUUGCUCCAUUGAGCAGAUUGAGUAAUGGAUUUGACGUGCCCACCUUCAGAAGCAGAAGAGCGAGGAGAAAAACAAGACGAGAGCGCUGCAGAGAGAGAGAGAGAGGGAGAGAGAGCAACAACAACAACCACCACGACAACCUGAGCGCUGUGAGAGCGAGCCGGCCGCAGGCUUUGGAAAAUCAUCCUCAGUUUUCUCCUCAUCAAUCUGAGCAGGUCGCAUUUCCAUAAAAGAGAACAAAUGGCGCCUGAAGGGGGUCAGGUCCAGAGUAUGAUGGCGUGUUAUUCAUCAGAGAAGACAUAAAGGAGGAGGGGUGAGCGCUUUCAGGUCCAGCAGGCUCGGCUUAAUGGAGCUGGCGUUUGUAUCAGGUGUCGAACACUUUGUCAAUAAGGUGAUGCACUCGGCGGUGAUACACGGUCAUCGCACCGACAUUAAAGAUCGCUUAUUGACCCUGAUCUGCUGAUUAACACGCGGCCGAUUGUUUCUUAAUCACUGCAGCAGGAGGAGACAUUUGGACUCCCUGAGCUGCUCUCAGCAUUUACAUUUACUCCUCUGUUUAUCUGAUCGUCUAAUCCGGAGCAAUUUACACACUGAAAUAGGAUUCAGUUCUUCAGUCAGAGCAAGUCUGCCGUCUUUGAAGUGGAACAGAGUAUUAAGCCGCCCGAGAAAUAAGUGCUUUUUACACGCUUGCUCGGCGUUGCUUCAGCUAAUGAACAGUGCGGCUCCUGAAAGGAAAUCAAAUGAAUUUUUUGGAGUACAUGCAGCCCGUCACCCUCCUACGUGUUGAUUCAGAGCUGCUGCCAUAAGCUCAGUAAAAUAAACAGCGUUCAGAGUGUGGGCCCCGGCUGGAAACAUGACAGCAUCUCAAAUACCAUGUUUCUUCACCGAGACAAAAGACGCCGCGGAAAGAGCAGCGAACAUGACUGCGAGUGUUGGAUCGAUCGGACGGGUUUUAUAUUUCUGGAGAGCGUUAUUCAAACCGGAGAAAAAAGGGAUGACAUUUCUUAGACGCUGUGACCCCUCAGGCGGGAAAGGGUGAAACGCCAUUAAGUAAAAGCUGUGCAACAUCGAGUACAAGACGGCAGUGUGUUGAACACGGUUUUUAAGGUCAUAUCAGGAUCCGAGGGUUUCAGCAUUCAGGAUUCAAACGGCUAUGACUAAACCGGAGCCCCGCUGUUUCACACCGCGGCGUCUAAAUGAGAAACACGGGGGAUGAGGUCGGUCGUGUCGCCAAAGUUUAAGUCUGAGUCACAAAAACUGCACAUUGCUGACCUCUGAGAAAGUUUUCACGUGUUCGGUCGGACAAGGUUCACUGAGCCUUUAACCUUUUAUUCUGGUGCCGUUUAAAGUCCUAUCGAGGUCCUGAUCAUGAAAAAGUUUGGUUAGCCUUUUCCGUUACAUACCAAAACAGUCGACAAACACAUUAAGGAGGUUCUCUGGUUCUAUUAACAACAGUGUCAUCGAGAUAUGUCAGAAAACGGCGUUUAUCGAUUUAAACAUGUCAACAUGCUGUUUUCUGGAGGAACGGUUCUGUUUUACUUCUUCUUCAGAAAGAAGAAUUAAAGGUCGAAUUUUGUUGUUUAUUUUUUAAUAUAUAUUUAUAUAUAUAAAUUAUAGAUAAAAUUUGGAAUAAUCCAAAUAUAACAUUAACAUAAAAAAACAGAUAUUUUGUUUUUGGAAAACUCUGAAUGUUUUGGAAAUGCACAGAAAACAAAACAACAUUUAUCAGAAAAUUAGAAAAUAAAAAUAUUUAUUUUCUGUUUUUUAAAAAAUAUUUUGCUUCUUGAAUCGUCUCUGAAAGUGGAAAAGUAGAACCAAAUUCUCGAUUUAUUAUUACUUUUGUUAACACAAAAACACACUGAUGCUCUGAUUUAGCACACGACAUUUACAGUAAAUAAAAGAUAAACUAAUUUAAUUAUUAAUCUGAUUAUUCUCUGUGAGACAGAGCUGAGAAACCCUCAUUUCAGCAGCAGUAGAGUCGCCUCUUCACAGUCUUUCCUGCACAGAAGUUAAAGUUUCUCUCUGUCGACAGUGAUGUGGUUUCUCUAAACUUUAAUAUUCAGGUUCUGAUGUCCUCUCUUUACCACCACUGAUCUUGAAAUGUGACGUGUGGCGUUUAAGUGAAAACCAAAAAUCAGAUUUCUGACUUUAUUUCACCCGCUCAGAUAAACUGACCUGAAAACGUUCAAAUCUGUUUUAUGAAAAAUGAGACAACCUCAGAUUUUCACAAAAACAACGUAUAUUUGGACCUUUAGAUUUUUGUGUUUAUUGUUUCAGUCAUUUCUGGACAUUUUGGUAAAUUUGUAGUUUUUUUCUUAAGAAUUAAGCAUGAAUUUGACCUAAAGACAGGAAACAGCAGCUAAAGGAAACUUUUUUGAAUUUUAACCUUAAGUGUAAAUUAUUAAUCUGUUUAUUUUUGUGUAAUUUAAGGAGUUAGGAAAUAAGCUCUCAUGAUAAACUGUAAAAUAUGUCUUUAACUGUUAAUCAGGGAAGAUGAUUCAACUCAACACUCACUCUGACUCUUCAUAAACAGGUUUUUCUGCUCGUGUCGUUUUUAAAGGGGAAGUACGUUUAUUGGCGAGGUGUGUUUUUCCUUUUUUCCACCAUAAAAUCUCUAAAAUCAUCGGAAAGCGCGGCGGCGUUGUGAAGUCUUUAGUCAGAACUGCUCAGACCUGACGGUGUGGGGCGAGACCGUGAGCUCGCAAACGAAAGAGAGAGUGAUUUAAGCUACAGGAAACAGCGUGAGGAGGUCGCGGCUGUCAGUGGUGGUUUCCUCAUCCAUCUGCCACGCCGCCGCAACCUCGCCAAGACACACGCAGUCACACACACAUGAACAAAUCAAAGCGCUCGCCCCCUUUCUUCCCCUCUUUCUCGUCCUUCUUUCUCGCCUCACUAAGGAUGUCUUAGUCGUCAGUUGCCAUUGGUUACCUGGCAGUUCUGCUCUUAAUGUCAAUUACCUCCAGCUUGUUUAUCCUUUGUGGCGAACAGCGGGACCUGGAGUCACUUACCCGCCGCCCACUUUUUCCAAGAGAAGCAGCAGAAGUAAAAGGAUUUUUCUUUUUGGAUGUUUGGAGUGGUUCUGUUUGUUUUCGGCGCCGGAGCGGGAUGACCUUAUAAUUCGUUAGCAGAGCGGUUGUUGUUGUUUGCAGAGGCUCGUCUCUUCAUCACCAACCGCUCGUCAUCCUGCUCGGCCCUAAUUUCCUCCCUUCCCAGCAUCACAACAUCAUUCAUCUGCUCGUGUGUGUGUGUGUGUGUGUGUGUGUGUGUGUGUGUGUGUGUGUGUGUGUGUGUGUGAGAAAAGCAAGGGGGGGGGGUGUAUGUAGAUAGGCAGUGAGAUAAAGACAGGAGGUGGGGGGGUAAGAUGAUGGCAGCAGUGUGUGAUGAGGUGGGAAAUGGGGGGCGGAGGGGAGGCAGGAGGGGAGCCGGUUGCCCAUGGAUACGACCCCGAUAUAAUUUGAUUUGUGGCAGCAGGAAGCAAUGAGUGAGCGAGCGCGAAAGCAGGAGGGGGGGGGGAUGUGAAAAAAGCGAUAGAGAAGAGAGGAAGAGAAAAUGAGGGCGAGAAAAUCUGAAAUGAAGGAGUGAGAGAGGAAAAAGGGAGGAUGUGAGUGAGAGGCUUAAAAAGAUAGGAGAGGUGAUGGAUGGAUGGAGGAAGAUGGAGAGAUUGGAGGUCUCACACGGCUGCUCCUCCAGCUUUCAUCCUCGAUGUCUCUAUCUUAUCUCCGCCUCUCUAUCUUUUCCUCUCUUUUCUCUUCCCUUAUUCGAUUCUUUUCAAUUACACUCCGUCUAAACCUGCGCCGCCGGCGAAAGCUGCCUGCAGCCCGAGAUUCACAGUCGGUGUCAGAGCAGGUUAACCACGAGAGCAAAUGCACUCAUCAUUUCAUAGUUUAUAAGGCAGUGAUUUGUGAGCGGGAUCAGCCGAUUAGAAUAAUGACCAUGAGCUGUAAAACAUUAAAGAAACGCCGAUCUCUGAACUCGAUUUAACUUCCAGACCGUCGUAUUUGCUCUGAAAUCCUCUGAACUGUUUUUCUCCCGGUGUUGGAGGUUCGGACUAAAAUAUACAAAAGAUUAAACCUGCUCUGUUAAAGUCUUGUUACCGUAACCGAUAACAUCACACCCUCUUUUGAGCCUCUGACGUUUAGAUUAAGAAAUCAACGAAAGUAAAAGUUGCAGAAACUUUAUUUUCUCCUUUAAAAGUUACCGGUCUACCUCGACUUUAAAGCACCUGUAAGUGACUUUCUGUUUGUGUCCACUUUGGCGCCCCCUGUGGUCAAAUCAUCCUUUUUAACGCUUAAGUUGCAUCUUUUACCAAAAGCUCUCUCAUCUUGCUGACUGUUGACAAACGAAUGUUUCACUUACUCGGAAUAUUUCACACCCAAAUUGUUAAAAAAUUCAAAUUUCUUCAGUUGAUUCUGACACCUACCCCCUCACACCGGUUUAAAGUGUUAAAAAAUAAUGAUACAGGAAUUUUCUGUCAUGUCGCUAAUGGUCUCAAUAUCAUAAUUUUGUGUAUUUCAUGAGUGUAAAAAAAUUCUCACAGGAGCUUUAAUUCAAAAGAAUUAAGAAGUUUUAUUUCUUGAAACCACUGUUCAGAUUAAACAUUUGAAUAUUAAAGGAUAUAACAACAGAAAAAAACAUUCUUGAUUUAGAAAAAACAUCAUAAUUAAAGCAGACUCCCACAGUUUAAAGGUUUAAGGGCCUGUUUCCACUAACAGCGUUUUUAUGCAACCACAUCCUGAAUUUCUUUGUGCUUCUUCCUAAAUACGAAGUGUUUCCAGCUCAUGAAAGUUGUUUUCGGCAAAAAGAAAUUAAAAUUUGACUAACCGACUUUUGGAAAGGAAAUAAUAACAUUGAAAACUGUUUACUGGCUGGUCACAUGAUCACAGAGUCUCCAGGUAACUGUCGUCAAAGUGGUUAGCAGAGUUCUGACACGCUAUUAAAUAUUCGGUUAAAUAGGAUGACUUUAAAAAAGUAAAAAUAACUAAAAAUAAACACGUGGUAACAUAAGCAGCAGUGUAUGACCAAGAACUUAUAGAGAAAAGAUGAAAGUUUGCCGCUGUUUCUAACCAGAAGUCCCGCCCCUUUUCGAGUUUGAUUGGUCGGUGACAGAGAAUUGACAUUAAGGAGCGAUGGCGGUGUUCAUCUGUGUGUUCAUCUGUGAGAACAGAAACAAAAACAGCUGAAGUUAGGGGCUGUUUUUGGUUUUAGAGGCUGAGGGCUGAUCACACCGAACUGUGAUGGAAACAGGCCCUUUAACUAAGGCUGUCAGUGGACACAGGCCCUAAAUUAGUGUUUCUAAUCAAAUCCAUAACUAGUCUUUGGUUAUAUCUUAAAUGUAGGUCAUUCGGGUCAUAAUUUGAGGCCGUUAGAACAAAAAUAACUUUUAUUUUAAAUACUUAAAAUUGUUCUUUUGUUCCUAAAAUGACCGUCACAGCUCCCGUCUGUCGAGGCAGAAACGGUCGGCUGGAGGAAAUUGAAUCAGUGAAAAUGAUCCGAACAGCAGACCUGUUUUUGAUAAUCGAGUGUUUGGACUGAAGCAGUAAACUGGAUCACAUGUCAGCGUCAUAAUGAAUCUGUGGAGCGUGCUGAACUCGGGGUCACUCCUCAGUCAUGUCACUGUGGAUGUUGUAGCCGUUAAUGACGGAUGGAAAAUGUGUGGAUGUCGGCCGUGGGUGUGCUUGAAGAGAUGCUUGAAAACCUUUCCACCUUUUUUUUUUACACCUUCAAUUAACUCCAGCGAACCAUCUGUGCUCGAGCUCAUUAUUGACUCCUUCUCCUCCAUGUCAAACAGCAGAUUUUUCCACACUACCUGCAGCUCCUCUCUCCCUCUCUCUCUCCCUCUCUGUCUUUUGUCCUAAUCUUAUCUGGAUGUGUGUGUGUGUGACUGUGUGUGUGUGUUUGUGUUUGUGCAGGCCCGUGUGUUUAAUCCAAACAAAGCCAAAUCUCGGCGGAUUGUAAAUGCCAGUUGGUUAUAGCGGGGAAGCGCUUCUGAAGCCAACCAACAGACAACAAGGGACCCUGUGCUUCAGCAACACUCUCAGCUCUGUUCUGCUUGUUCACGACUGAGGGGGCUCGCACAAGAGUGUGUGUGUGUGUGUGUAUGUGUGUGUGUGUGUGUGUGAAUGUGGAAAGAGUAAAAUAAUGUGUGACAGAAGGAGAGUGUGGAGAAGAGAGUGUGCAACAUAGAAGAGAGCAUGGAAAAGAGCAUAACAGAGUGUGAAAACGACAAGCAGGCGAGUGUGUGUGUGUGUGUGUGUGUGUGUGUGCACUUGAAAGAGAGCAUGUUCAGACGCUCUGUCUGGAAGACUGUCUCCUCAAACACACACGCAGUACCUUCAUGCUUUAGUCGUGUUGGAGUCUCUAAUAUCUGCAAACUGUCGUCGGUCUGAAUCAGAAAAACGACGGUUUGAAGGUUUCUGCUCCUCCUUCGAUCUGGACGACCUUCAGAGGAUGAUCAUCGACCAGCAGUUAGAACUAAACAUGCACCGAUUAAUAGGGUUGGAUAUCGUUUGAUUUGAAGGAUUCUGGUUUUGAUUCUGAUUCGUAUCGAUUCUCUAUUCCGACUCUUUUAAAAGGCAGGAUAUAAAAAAUAAUCAUGUUUUAAAUGAGGGUGUUAACCAGAGUUCUUCUUUUUAGCUGAAAUUUCUGAACUUCUCCAUGAAUUUUUUUAUUAUAUUCACUUUUUAAGAACUUUACUCUGAAUUUCUCACAUUUUCAACCAGUUUAUAAAUAUAUAAGUUUAUAAAUCUCAGUUUUUGUUGUCUGUGAAAAAGUCCGAGGGCUAACGUUAGUUGGAUAUUUAAGUUGACCCUCCGUACUCAGUAUAAUUUGUUUACCGCUUCAAAGUUAGAAGAGGACAGAAGUCAUUUAUAGUUUCACUUUUCUGACUCUGGCUGGUUAGAGGAAGACCGGUGUUAUGAAGUAGAAAGCAUCUUAUCCACUCAUGAGCUUCUUAAAGUAUUAGAUCAUGACAACAUGUCAGAUGGAGCAGCAAACUUUCCUUUUGUUUUUAUGCGUCUCUAAAAUGAACAUCUAGAGGUGAACUUGGGUUUAUAAACUCUACAGUAAACUGUUAAAGUAGAGAACUUUAAAUAUUUUCAGGACAGUAAAUAUUCAGAAUCAGAUUCUCAACUUUUCAUUUAUAUUUGAGCGAACGACCUCAUGUGCAGCUAAAACAAAAAGGUUUGUAUUUAAUGUUUUUCGUUAAAAUAAGAUCGGAGCAUCGAAGGUUCAUGUUGUCAGGUAUAAAAAAAAAGGGUAUCAGCAGGUCAGACUUUUUAAAGACCGUUGAUCGGUCGAUCGUUGAUCGGUCGAUCGUUGAUCGGUCCCCGAGUUAGAAGAAACAGUCUGUCCUUUUUUUUUGGACUUUUUCACCUUCUAUCUCUGCGACGACAAUAAAGAUAUUUGAUUCUGUUUGUCAUGACCGGAGAACAGGUUUCUGAACGGUGAUUUUCUCCUCCAGGUGACCUUCACCAAGCGGAAGUUCGGCCUGAUGAAGAAGGCGUACGAGCUGAGCGUCCUGUGCGACUGCGAGAUCGCCCUCAUCAUCUUCAACCACUCCAACAAGCUGUUCCAGUACGCCAGCACCGACAUGGACAAGGUCCUGCUCAAGUACACCGAGUACAACGAGCCGCACGAGAGCCGGACCAACGCCGACAUCAUCGAGGUAAAGCGUGGGAGGGAACCGGGGGAAAGUCCUGAACCCGUUUGUGUCCGUUUGUCUUUAUGUCCUGAAUCCUUAUUUAGCGUCACUCGUCGGGUCUUUGUUUGUUUGUCGGUGUCGUUCCUCCUCUCUCUGCUGUAAACAGACUUUAUUUUCCCCGCUGGGAUCAUUAAGAUUCAACCUGAACUCGUUUGAUCGGGUCCCUGCAGACUCAUCCAGACUUCAUUAAGUCUGUUAGUCCGGUCUGAACCAAGGUUUCUUCUCUGUGUGUUUUCUGGAUGACUCUCAGUCCAACGAUCAUCAGAUCCUCAUGACAGAAGAUUUAGUUUUAUGAACUUGUAUGUUAAUGUUUGACCGCCGCCGUCUGUCCUUCUGUCUGUCCGUCUGUCUGUCUGUCUGUCUGUCUGUCCGUCUGUCUGUCUGUCUGUUGUGUUGCUUCGGUUUGUUCUUGUCUGAGCGACCUGGAGAGGAAACUUCAUAAAUCAUUGGAGCAGAAGUUUGAUCAGAAUCAGGGAAUUAAAGAAAGUCGCUGACCCGGUUUGAAGCUUGUCCUCUUUGGUGAAAUCUUUAAACUUGAAAUCAUGAUUUUUUUAAAGAUGUCUGUGAAGUUUUGGUGCUUCGAUAACCAGGAUAAGCAGAAAAAAACUCUCACCUCUCAGUCUCACAGGAGUUUUUCUGAACAGAGACGGUCCUCUGAGAAAAUUCGAGACGUUUUUUUGUUCUCCGAGAAAAAAAAACUAAUUUUUUUUUCACUUUUCAGAGUAAAUCUCACGUCUCAGAUCUCAGGGUCAGGCGUGCGACUUCCUGCUUUUUUCUGGUCUUUAUAUUCUGAUGUGAUGUUUGUUUUGAUUUGGUGAAAAAUGCCGAUAAGUGCUAAAGAUGGCCGACACACAUACAGAGAGCCUGAUGGUGUUUCUCAGAGGCGUUCAUGGAGACCAAACAGGACCACCAAAUCCAGACCCAAGCUGCUGAUGUGGGUCUCUGUAAUCCCCCCAAACUGAGUCACGACCCAAAGAUGGACAAGGAGACCAGACUGGACCCGUACAGGUCAGAGAGUCAGAGGUCAGGACAGCUGGGCCUCCCCCCCUCUCACCUCGCUGUUACCCAGAAACCUCAGCAACAACAACAACAACAGGCGAAAGCACGGCGCCUGAAUUCACCCGGUUACAGAGAAACGAAGAGGCUGAAAUCUCACGUGAACUCAUUUACAUAUAGAAGAGAGGUCAGCGGUGAGGCGAGCGCUGAAGGUGCGAGGGCGACCAUCCACGUCCCUUUUCAUGUUUGGGUAAUAGGAGAACAUUUCUCUGCCAACGUCUUUGGUCCUUGUGGGAAAAAGCUUCGCCGCAGCUCGUCAGGAGAGCGAGCGAGCGAGCGAGACAACGCGGCGCACAUUCACAUCAUGCCUUGCUGACCCUUUUAUACAUAAUGGCGCUCUCAUGAAUUGAACAGGAGAUGGUGAGGGAUGAUUCAGCGAGCCGAGCCGCACUCAGGCUUCAUAUAGAGCUCGGACCUAAAGCUGGAGCUCCUCUACCUCUGAGUUCGACUCUCAGGAGGUCAUGGUCGGUCAGCCGUCACGGUAAAAGCACGUCGUCAGCCAAUCAGGAAAUCAGGAAACCUGAGUGGUUAAAGACAGAAGAAUUAAAUCUCAGUUUCUUCUUCUUCUUUUUAAAGAAAGUAAACCCACCUGUGUCUCCUGAGGGCUGAACUCCAACACCACAUGAUGAGUUUUAUUCUCCGCUCUCAGGCUGUUUCAUCAAACCUCUUAUUGGAAGAAGCCCGACGGCUUCACAGAUUGUUUGAUUCAUCUCAGAAGCUCCGGAGAGGCUCCUCCGACCUCAAACUUCAGCUCUAAGGCAUCGUUCGUCUCUGUGCGUCUGUAUCCAUCCUCAAACAUCUGAAUCAAUCGCUGCUCCGUGAGCUGGAGGGUCUUUAAACACACAAGACUCUCCAGGAAGUCAGAGACCUUUUCAGGAACCAGAGAACUUUAUUUGUCAGGAGCUGAGGUCUCCAGGGCUCGUCCGCUUUUCUAUAUUUUCUUCUUUGACAUUUCUUUAACCAGCGCUGAGUUUAAGACGUCAGGAUAUCAUGAAGAGACAGAGAAUCAUGAUUUUAUUCUCUGCAGAGAAAGUUCCUGCCGCCUCCUUCUAUAGUUCUCAUUAUAAGUCAUUUCCUGGUGACGUAAACUUGAAGAUGUCGAGGAUGUGUUUUCUGACGGUUCCUCUCAAAACUCCACGUCCGAAUACUAAAGUGUGAAGAGGACGUUUAGUUCCCGGGUCUGUUGGGUCUAAAAGGGGCUGAAGGGUUGGUGUUGUGAGAGUUAAUCCAAUAAUGGAGAGUCCAAUAAGGGCUGAAAUCUGCGGGAAAGUGUCGGUGAAGCACUUUUGGACGGGAGUGGGCGGAAACUUCGACGACGACGGAGGAGGAAGGAGAGUUUCUGCUGCUGCUGCCAUCUUUUUCACCUCCGCUUCUCUGUCUGUCACUUUUCCUCUCCUCCUUUCUUUCGCCUCCUCUUCCUCUCUCCUUCCUCCUAAUCUCCUGAUUUACUCGGUCACGACCAUUUCUCCCUCCUUUUCUCAUCCCUCCCUCUCUCUCUCUCUCUCUCCCUCUCUCUCUCUCUCUCUCUCUGUCUCUCUGUGUCAGCAGUAAAGCCUUUCUGUAGGCUGUAUCUCCAGCUGCAGAUGGCUCUUAAGUGUAUGCAAGUGUGUGUGUGUGUGUGUGUGUGUGUGUGUGUGUGUGUUCUUGUGUUCUUGUGUGUGUGUGUGACAGGGCGUUGGGCUGCUUCGGGCCACAUCAGCUCAAGCUCCACUGGCCCUGUUUGUGUGUGUGUGUGUACAUGUGUUUGUGUUGUCAAGUGUGUCUCUCUCUCUCUUUGUGUGUGUGUGUGUGUGUGUGUGUGUGUGGUGUGUGUGUGUGCACAUCCCUCUGUGUUUGCACGCUCUGCAGUGGCCCAUGAGAUCGCCUCAUACAAUAUUCAGUCCUGGUGAGCCUCUCGGUUGUGUGUCUGUCCGUGUGUGUGUGUGUGUGUGUCUGUGUGUGUGUCCUACAUGGGAGCUUCCCUCCUAUACCAGCUUGUAAACUUCACUCCACACAUUCACACACAAAAACUCGUCCCUCUCAGUAAGUUUGUCCCGCCUUUGUCCUCAGCCGUCCUCUCUGCCAGAUGUGCGGCGGCGGCGGUGGCGGCGGCGCUCACCUCCUUCUAAGCGGGUGUUAGCGUCAUCUGCAGGGACCAUUUCUCCGUUAAUCCGUUUGCAUUUGCGGCGACAUUUGGAAACAUUAAGUCAAAGAUAAGUCCUGGCGUGACCUCGGACCUACAUUUGAGGAAAAAUACAAACGCCACACGCAGUAAUGUUCUGAACGGCUGCAGGAGUGUAAGAGUUCACGUGUGAGGAGCGGGGCGGACAUGUUUCUGACACCAGCUGAAGGCUGAAGGACCAAAAGUUUCUGCGAUCGGCACAGUUUCACAUUUUCUCCACCCUAACUAUCGAGGGUUAACGCGGCAGAUAAAGGAUAUUUAUAAAAAGAUGAUUUUCUGUCUGUAAAAUGGAUAAAAAUAUGAAGAAAUAGAUCAAAAAAAUGUAUGUAAAAUGUAAGUAAAACAUAAGAAUCAUCUCUUUUGUAAAUUUGUAACUCAGAGUUUUUUCUUUUUUAAACAAAACUCAAAUUUUCUCUUAUUUUCACUUGUUCAGACUCUGUAGCUGCAGGUUUCUGUUGAGUCUCUAAAAGUCUGAAAACAUCUAAAAUCCUAUAAAUUGAAAAUAAAGACUUAAAAUAUCUAAAAUUCUCUUACAACCUCAUAAAAUGCCUUAAAAGAUCUUAAAAUGUCUUAAAAGCUCUUAAAAUGCAUUGAUGUUUAUUACAAAUUAAGUUUGAUUUGAAGUUAGUUUAACAUGUUCUGAUUUCCCUUCAUGUCUUUUGUACUUUUUUGCCCGUCUGGAUGUAAAAUCGAUCUUAAAAAGUCUUAAAAGGUCUUAAAUUUGACGUGUUGAAACCUGCAGAAACCCUGAGCAGCGACUCUGACUCUUUGUCUGUAUGGUGUGUGGAAAAAGAUGCUAAAUGAGAUAAAACAUUUUAAAACUGUAAUAUUACUAAUGAGUUUGCAAACACAGUACUACUAAAUCAGUCAAAAUGUAUUUAUUUAAGGCCUUUUUUCAUCAAGUACAAAAUAAAAUUACAAAUACAAUUCAAGGUGCUUGAAAAGAAGAAAUAUAUGAACCAUACAUAAAACAGAGAUGGAUUUUAGAAGUGGAGACUAAUGCACAAUAAAUAUGUUGUUCAAACAACAGAAGGAAUUUAAAAACAUAUAAAACUAUAAAGUUUUUAAUGAUAAUAUAAAAAUAAAGGUGUACACACUGAGAGGAGAAAACUGGGAUUGUUUACGAACACGCCUCGAUUAAAAACCUCCAUAACUUCACUUUGAUUUGUUUCAUUGAUCAGAAAUGUUAAGAAGUUUGUCAGUAGAGCUUCGGAGGGUUUCUUUUAUGAUAAUCCAGAGACAUGUCUGCAAAAAUCUGAGCGUUUUUCAGGUGUCUGCUCUGAAACACGUGUGCAUGUUUACAUUCUGCAGACAUGGAGCUUCGAUACAGACGCUUCCUGAUUUAAGAGUUUAGACGCUCAAUUAUUCUGUGACAGCAGGACGGGUUUCUGGUCAUCUUUGCUUAGAUGUGACUAUUGUGCUCACAAACACGUCACAAUAACGAUGUUCAAACGACACGUCUGCAGAUCUGUCAUGAGUUUUUAGUGUCACUCACAUAAACGGUCAUUUAAGGUCUUUUUAUGGACGAUCUUUAAAAUCAGACUCUUGUUUAAGUUGGAACAGCUUUUAGAGUCCAGAUCAAGUCUGUGUGGAUGAAUGUUUGUUAAUUAUCAAAGUCUUAAGAUCUAAUGAGGGGGUACAGGGUGUGACAUGGCCGGGCGAGAGACCAAGAAAGAGAGAGAGAGAGAGAGAGACAGAGGGAGGAUAAUUGGACGACCACAAAAUGUGCCCGUUCGCCGCUCUGCCUCCGUGAGUCUCUUCAGGCAAGAGCUUUUGAGUAUGAAUUAUGAAGUGUGGAUUUAGUCACGCAGGCUCACACACACACACACACACACACACACACACACACACACACACACACACACACACACACUCAUGUCUUUGGUUCGUGUGUGGUCACCCUGCAUGUACUGUACAUACACGCUGCAGAGUCCCUGUAUGCUUAGAAGCACUUAAGUUCACUGGGAGGUGUGUGUGUGUGUGUGUGUGUGUGUGUGUGUGUGUGUGUGUGUGUGUGAGAGAUUCCUUCACUCUGAGAGGCUGCACAUAUGCACACACUGCCUCUCUUUGAGAUGCACGUGCUGCUUGUGUGUGUGUGUGUGUGUGUGUGUGUGUGUGUGUGUGUGUGUAUGUGUGUGUGUGUGUGUGUGUGUGUGGGCAGCCUGCCUCUCCUGCCAGAAUGUGUUAAUCCGCUUGACUGCAGAUCCCAAUCAGGGCGAGGGAAGGAGGAGAGCGAGGGGACAGAGGGAGCACGAGCGAGUGAAAUGCUAAAAGAGCGGCGGUGGCGGCGGCGAUGAAUAGACGAGGAGAGAAAGGAAGAGGAUGGGCGGGGAGCGGGAAAGCCCUUUUUUUUCUCGAAGCAGCUCUAAGGAGGCAGAUCUCAGCUGAUAGACUCUCUUUGUGGGGGUUAAAGACUCCGGGGUCCGCCUGGAUCCUCCUGGGGAACAGCCAGGGGAGCCUCAUGAAUCCCAGCAGACCUCUCGGCAGGACUCGCCUCUUAAGGCGCUCGUUCUGUUAGCCGCCAUGAUAGCCACAACAACCACAACAACCACUGUACGAGCUCGAACCGUCCCUCUGGUUCACCCAUCAACCACGACCCCCCAGCAGGAAACACUCCUCAGGGGUCCUAAUCCAAACUCUGAAGACCUCCAACACCUGUCACUUCCUGAGGUCUUAGUCUGGACCAGAGGAGGUCACUGAGAGGCCUCGUCUCAGACAAACCUGAUUGGUUAGCCGAGGUCAGCUGAUCACUCUCACUAUAAUUAUUUUAGCAGCACAGAAACUGACGAACGAGAUAAACUCUGAUAACCUUGUCAUAGGGCUGGAUGAUAUGGCCUCAAAUCAAUAUCCCAAUAUAUUGAUCAGUUCACCUCGAUAUCAAUAAAUGGACGAUAACUUCUCCACAAGCUGCUCACCCCCUCCCACACUAACUUCGUCUUCUUCAGCCGCUCCAACUUUUGAACCGUCCUCCAUAACCUACCUACACGUCCAAGAACAACUUUGAUUUAUUGAUUUUUUUGACAUCGAAUUUACCGAUACGGGCAAAAUGACGUCAGUAUCGGUAAAUUCUCGGUUUAUCGCUCAGCCCUACCUCGUGAAACGACAUGGACGGCUUUUUGAAAUGUACAAUUUUAGAUCUAAUUUAAAGGUAAAUUAAAUAGUUUCUGACAUCAUCAUUGGAGGUUUUUAUUUUCUUCAUUAUCAGUCAAACAAACAAACUUUUUCUGUGGAGGAAAAAAAUUAAAGGUACAGUGGGUGAUAUUUCGAUGCAAUUAGCAGAACAAUCUUGGUGGAAUUAAAAAUAUAAAAACUGUUUUAUAAUUUAAAUAAGAGUUUAAUUAGUUUAUUUGUUUAUUGUUAAAGACCUUUUCUUGUUUUGAUUUACCGUAAAAUCACCUAAAAUCCUUUUGGCUCAUCGGAGCGCUGCAGCUACCGUAGCCUCGCAGUUAUUGGGUAUUAUUAUGAGGUAAAUAAAGUUUGACUUAUCUGACUGUUUAGUUUGCCUUAAUGUGCUUUAUAAUCCGGUGCGCCUUAUAUAUGAAAAUAGAUGUGAACAGACGCUUUCAUUGAUGGUGCGCCUUAUAAUCCGGUGCGCCUGAUAGUGUGAAAAGUACGUUAAUAUUUGAUCUGAAUUUUCGGGACAUAAACAGGACCUUAAAUCCUGCAGCUCGUCUCUCAGCUGUCGUCAAUAUUUAACCACACAGACUGGUUACGCUCCUGUUUCUCCUCUUAAAUCUCUUUAUUUCUGCUCUUAGUUGCGUCAAACCGACUCUCAGUAAAAAGUUCAAAGCUGAAGCGUCCUUUGUUUUCCCCUCCAAACAUUUCCAAAUCAAACAUGGAGACGGGGUUAAUUGGAAGAGUGAUUUCUCUUUAUUACAGCAGCGUUUCAAGGUCGAGGUUCUCACAAAGAUGUCUUCACGACGACAAAGACGCCGAAGCCACACACCCCGGCCGGAUGCUGAACAUGAUUAAUGCUCGCAGAAAGAAAGAGAGAGGGCCCAGACUCCAUUAAAAGGAUAUUAAGUCCUGGAAGUCUUUGAUUGAUGAAUUAGAGACUCAUUUCCAGAGUCCGAGAGGAUCAGUGAUUGAUACCUCCACCCAAAAACAAACCAAAACAGGCGUUUACAGGAAAAACUCCCCAUGAAUGAAUCCGGUAUCUCCAGGAAAUGACCCCCCCACGCCCUCUUUGUUCAGUCCAAAUUAACUUUAACCAAUCAGAGCUCAGAUCUGCUGACAGGAGGGACGUCCCACAUGGUCGGCGAGUCAAGCCAAGAGCAGCGGGUUCCGUUAACUCUCCAGAUCAUUUUAAGGAGUUAUUCUGUCAGUAAAGUUGAAAUGUUGAGAUUACAAAAAUGUCGUGAAUAAUGUCGCCAUCGAAAAAAAUUUAAAAUUUUGGUAUUAAAGUUGACAUGACCAAAGUCGAACUUUCGGGAUUAAAGUCGACGUGAAUAAAGUCAAAAUUUCGACUUUUUUACAUUUCGACUUGAAUCUUGAAAUGAAAAUUAAAAAAUCUCCCUCCUGUAAUUAUUUUUUCUCUUAUUGUGGCCCAAAUCCAUCCGUCGUAGAAAUGAGACGAAGAUCCGAGAAAGUUUCAGGAAAACUUUCAUUAAACUUCCUCAAAACUUCAAACUCAAAACCAGAACAGAGAUUUUAAGAGUGAGCAGAACCUGACGAACGUCUCCUCAGAUACAAAUCUUUCAAUAUUUCAUGGUCAUCUUAAUCUGCUUUUUUUAUGGUUGUUAUCAGGACACAUGGAGCGAUCACAAACGAAGAUUUCAGCUUCAUUUUUUUGCUCUUUUUACAGAUUUUUAGCAUCAGAUUUUUCCUGCAAAAUUUUGCCAAACCGAGGAAACGUGUUUGUAUUCGUGAAUCUCUAUAGCGUGGAAAACAAGACAUGCAAACAUGCAUGAUGACAUGCACAUAAAGGAGGGAAAAGAGUGUUUUGUUUUUUUUUUAAUACAGAGAACCAGGAUGAGAAAAUAAAGUGCACAAAGUUCCCGUCAGUUCAGAUGUUUGAUUCUCUCGGCUGCAGAUGCUCUUAGUUCAGAAUAAACAAAAAAUGAAGGUUUGAAAAGCAGCUUAAAAAAAAGAGCCGAGCAAGAAGUGAAGAGGAAGAAAGGAGAGGGAGAGCAAAUACGAUGGAAAAGCUCUUGAUUCGGGUCGAGAGACAGAGAGAGAGAGAGAGGGCAAAAGAGGACAGAGAGAGAGAGAGAGAGAGAGAGCAGUGGGACCAAGAGUGAGAAAGAUGAGAGAGAGAGAGGAGGAGGAGGAUGAGAGGAAACAGGCGUCCAGGGAGACUCACAUAUGGAGACAUUACAAGGAAAAGGGCGAAAAACACAGAAGGACGAGUGCGAGACUUUGCACUUUUCUGUGAGAGAGAGAGAGAGAGAGAGAGAGAGAGCGCCGUUAAAGGUGGUGGGCCGAGAGAUGAGAAGGCGAGAGAGAGAGAGAGAGAGAGCUGGAAACAGAGGUCGGGCGGACAGGCGGGUGGGCGAGAGAGAGAGCCAGAGGGGGGAGGAGAGGAGGGAAGUAAGGGGGCGGGGCUUGAGAGCAGUGGCAGCCAGUCAGAGGCCGGUGUGGUGCUCUGCAGGGUGAAUCUUACCCUGGCAACACAAUGGAGAGAGAGAGAGAGGGCGAGAGAGAGAGAGAGAGAGAGAGAGAGAGAAAGAAAGAGGGGGGUGGACAGGUGAACAGAUGGCUGAGUGACUGAGACACAAGCUGAUCAGUGGACAACUGUGUGUGUGUGUGUGUGUGUGUGUGUGUGUGUGUGUGUGUGUGUGUGUGUGUGUGUGUGCUGUAAUGUAACACAAGCGUUGAGAGUAUAAAGGAAACAAAAAGAGAGAGAGAGAGAGGUGGAGAGGCGGCCGUGUUUUUACUGUGAAGAGCGAGAGUGUUUCUCUGUUUCUGUGUUUUUGUGUUUCUCUGUUUUUACGUUCAGUCGUUUCUCCUCUUCGCUCCUCUCACCGAUGUUCAGUUUCAGGUUUAAAGGAGGAGGAGAACACAGGAGAUCUGGUCUGGACUGAGUGUUAGGGUCCUCCGAGUCCAUCAUCACACCAAGUUCAGCUGAUAAAAAUGUUUAAAGGACCGUGAUCUGAGUGUUUGAGAGCGUGAAAGUGACGUGAACGUACUCUUGGUUUAGGUUUUUACCAGCUAGGCCUGAUUUCACUGACGUCCUCUGUUUCCCAGAGGUCUUUGCUGCUGCUCCUCCUGCCUUGGCUUUCCAUUAGGGCUGGGCGAUAUGGCCUCAAAUCAAUAUCUCGAUAUAUUGAUCAGUUCACCUCAACAACGAUAAAUAGACGAUAACUACUCCACAAGCUGCUCACCCCCUCCCACAUUAACUUCAGCCGCUCCAACUUUCUCUCCAUCCUCCAUCUCCUCACCUGUCUUUCCCUCUUUGUUACAGACUGGAUGGGGCGGAGUCACGUCUCUGAUAUGGGCAAAAUGACGUCAGUUAUUGUUGUGAAUUUCAGUAUCGGUAAAUUUUCGGUUGAUCGCUCAGCCCUACCUUGUGAGACGACAGAGACGCCUUUUUCAGAAUGUAAGAUUUUAGAUCUAAUUUUAAAGUUUCUAACAGCAUCAUUAGAGGUUUUUAUUUUCUUCAUUAUCAGUCAAACUCAGUUUUUUAUUUGGAGAAAGAAAUGCAGUGAUUAAAGGUACAGUGGGUGAUAUUUUCGCAGCGCAGACACGAAAUAAAAAUAUAAAAACUGUCACAUUUUCAUUUAAAUUAGUGUUUAAUGACCUGAUUUUGUUUUUAUUGAUUGUUAAAUUUUUACUUCAGACCUUUUCUUAUAAAAAUGAAACAGAGUUCAGGUUCAUUUCAUGAUCUGAGCUGAACAAACGCUCUCAGACUUCAGAUCUUCCUUUAGUUUGUGUUUCAAACUUUCCGUUUGACUUUGUUCGUCGUUGGAUUUGCGUCAGCGCUGGUCAGCAUGACGCCCGGCGGACAGGAAGUCCAGGCAGUGACAGUCUUGUGAAGCGUGCAGGUUCAGAUGCACAGGUUUAUAUUUGUGUAAACGCCGCAGCACGGCGCCGGUGUCAUCAGCGUUUUGUCUGCGGCCUCUUUGUCUCUUUGUGUCCCGACAGCUGGGUGCAGGAGGUCCACGCCGCGAUCACAUCCUCCGUCAGCCCUCCGUCACAUGCAGCUUUGUCGGCUCGAACCUGUUUUAUAAAGUCUAUUUGUCGUAUUUUUGCUCCUUCUAUUUUACUUUGUAGGUCAGAACACAAACAUAUUCACACAGCAGCUGCCACAAAAGAGACAACAAAGAGAGCGGCGACAGCAGCGGCGGUGGCGGCGGCGGCGGCUCCUCCACGUUAAAUUUGCAUUAAGCUGCAGAUCAGAGCGCUGACUUGUUCUGCUGAGAGCGAACAGCUGAAUCAGGCGACUGUCUCCGUGUUGGAACAAAUCUGUCUAAUAACCCGCUUCGGCUGCUGCUGCUGGAUAAAACGGCGCUCUGACACGGCGGUAAUAAUAACGGCUUUGAGUUUUAAUGAGAUUCAUAUCAAAGAGCAGGAUUGUUAUUAAAAAGCGGCGGCAGUGUCUUUACGCUGACAUCCAGCGGGCAUCAUUACCCUCCUGCCCUCACCUGUUCGGAGGAUGUGAGACUAAUUCAUCUGAAAUUAAAAGAACCUCUGUCUCUGCCUCCUCGGGGUUUUGGCGGGCGCUCUUGCAGGUACGAGUCUCCGCCGGCUCCGCUUCCGAGGCUGCUGGAUUGCUCGCAGUUGAAUCAUCCUCACUUAGCGUUUGAUUGAGCUCAGUGGGAGUCGCGGAACAUGUGCUUAUGUUUUAAUCAGACCACCACUCGACUGCAGUCACACUUGACACGGCAGAAUUAAUUAAGAAAAUAUAGGCUGAGAGAAAAACUGAAAACGAUCCUGAAGUACUUUUGUGUCUUACAGACGAUCGACCGAAUGACACGCCGGGGAAAUCCAGGGUCAGAUUUGUCCGCCUCGUUCUUCGUUUUGACUUCUGAAAACUUCACGUUUUUGUCCGACAAGUUAAUAAGAUUUGAUGACGCUGUGGGCGUGUUUCAGCUCAGCUCGCUGUUUUGGUUUCAGGACAAACAAACUAGAAAGUCCGACUGAUUUCAGCAACACGAUCAAUUUCUACGAAUCAGAAAAGGUUGAUUUGUUGAGUUUGUGAGUCUUAAUAUUGUGUUUUUACCUGCUUCAUUUGCACACAUUUUUACAGCUAAAUAUCACGUCUCUGUCGCCUUUAUUUGCGUUUGUUUAUACACUUAAAUAUCGUGUAUUUACUUCUUCAAAUUGCACAGAUAACUUCCUUUAUUUGGACGAUGUAUCAGACAUCAGACAUGUAAUUUUGUGCAAACAAGGAGGGGUUUCCUUCACGCCGUCUCGGUCUGUUUUACAUCAUGGCGGCGACCACAUCGUGAGGAUCUGUGUCUCUACCUGAUCCCUCCUCGAACCUUCUGCUAGCUAGCCUGUCACAUCGCCAGCUUCUUUCUGAGAUCGAUCGGUAGUUUAAAUAAAGUUUUUAAGGUGACGUUAAUCUUCACUUUCACAGUACGGAUCGGGUAGGUAGCGAUAGUAACGACUAACUGCAGUGAAAUGAUUUUAAAUAAGAGGAGAGGAAGUGAUGUACGUUUUGCACGUGUGCAGUACACAUCAGGAUUCUGGGACGGAUCGUGUAGCGAGAUUCUGUCGUGGUUUCAAACCUCACUGGAUAAUCCGACCUCCUCUCACUUCCUUUUAUUCCAGUUUGGUUCGAAAAAGAAGUCGUGUGUUAAAACUCAGGGUAACUGAACACCGUCAUCCAUCAUUUUGGCUUCAUCUUUGGACGCCGCUGUGUCAGCCUUCUGUCAGCCAUCCUCUCUACAGAAACUGAAGUCUAACUCCGUCUCUGCUUGUUUUCUGUCUCACCUAAAGUCAAGUUCAGUUUUUUUUGUGUAUCAAAAUCAUGAGCGGAGUUUCUGUGAGGGUUUUCGUGACUCAGGCCAGAUGGUGUGAGCUGGAGUUUGUUCUGCUGCUGCGUGAUAAAUCUAUUUCUUUUACUGAGAGAUUUCACGGCUGGACAUUUUCUUCCCCCUUUUCUUCUUCUUCUUCUUCUUCUUCUUCUCGGUCUUUUCUUCUUCCACCUCCAGCUAAAUCUCGUCUUGGCUGCACAGAAGUCGGUCCAGCUCCAGCCUCAGAUCCAUUUUGCUGUGAGGAUCUUUCUGCCUGGCUUUGUGGUCAAGGACCCACCGGGCAAAGCUACUUAACGGCAAAUCUCGUUUAGCAGAAUCCUCUCAAAAUAAGAGCCUCUCUCUCUCUCUCUCUCUCUCUCUCUCUCUCUCUUUCUCGCCCUUUCCAAAGCCUGCUAACACUAACACAACCUGACUGCCGUUAACCUCCGCGCCAACACCACUGCGUGCUUCCCAACGCGCCCUUUACCCCCUUUUUUCCUCGCCCAACCACCUUCCUCAGUUCUCCGCCUUCACACCAAUUAGUAACACUGUUGAUUUUCGCCGAGUGGUGCGAUGCCUCGGCGUGCCAUCUGACAUGCAGCACAUUUUCCCACCCCGUGAAAGUGCCACAGGCGGCGGCUGCUGCUGCUGCGGUGGCGGCGGCACAUCCUGUACGCUCGGCGAAGAUCGGGGCAUGCUUGUUUUUGCUAAAGCCGUCGUUUGAGUUUGGAGUCGGUGGUUUCUUCACCCUUUUAACCCCUGACUCUCCAGGAGCACCUGCUGGGGGUGCGAGAGCAGAAUCGGCGGUAAUAACGUGCUUUCACGUGGGCGGCGGAUGUUACGAACGUUGACCCUUCAAAUCGAUGAAGCAUUACCAGAGGUUGAGAUUUUCACUGCGAGGCUUUUCUUCGUGGUUCUCCAGCACGGCUGUAGAAUAAGAAAAAAAAAACCUGUUUGUCUCUAAAGGGGUCAAACGGAUCCAUCUGACUUUCACUGCUUCAGUUUUAUACAAUGAGGAGUGUGGGAGUCAGCAGAUGUGCCGCAGUCAGGAUGAACAUUUGUGUUUGUGUGAAAAACGUCUCCUUAAAGCGGGUUUGGAGACUCCUGUGAACAGAACCGGGGAUGAAAAUACGGGACACUGUCUCUUUAAAUAAACACAGAAACUCAGAUGAGAACGAAUCAAACUCAAAAACUGUGAAUGUGCAAACAGUCGACUUGACUUUAGCAAGAGUAGGAGCGGCGAAUGCUAACGGUAAUCUAGAGGACACAUGGUUAUUCAGUUUAAUCCUCUCAGGAUGACCGUGGUGUUAGUUCAGGCAGGCUGCAAAGACAGCUCAGCUUCUUUAAACUGUUUUAGCGCGAUGGGCGCUCACACCAAGUGCAAGUAAAAUCAUCUACUCGCGUAAUUCGCGCUAAUUUAGAUUCAACCGUCAGGGUCAAGUGAUAGACAAAGUUUUUUUACACUUUACCAGGUAAUCUGACCUCCUCACUCUCUUUCUUCCAGACGAGCUCCUUUUAUUCAGGUUUCAGUGAUUGGAGGAAAACGGUAUCAUAUAAUUCUGAGCACCAACAUGAUCAGUUUGUCCUUCAUUUCAGAUACCAGUGAACAACCGUCUGUUUUCAUUCGUCACCCGGCAACCUUCGUGCUGAUUGGUUAUCGCGACGCGAAUAUCCGCUCAAGUUGAGACAUUUUCAGUUCAAGCCUAAUUCGCGCCGCCAGAAUAGUAGGAGCGUCUAAUCGCGUCUUUGCAUUGACUUAACAUGUAAUUCAUUCGCGCGAAUGAUGUUAGUCGCUCUUGGUGUGUGGAGACAGUGACUGCUCCUCACUCUGGUUCUGAUCAGGAUCAUCUACGUUGUCUCUGAGUGGGUCUCCUUGGUUUUUCAAACUCAUUUUUAUAAAGCUCUACAUUUUUCAUUUCAUCAUAACCGACUUUUCCCCACAUCAGUUUUUAUAGUUUCUUCAAAUGAGCUAAAUCAUGUCCUGGAGUUUGAAUCUGUCGGUCUCGUGUUAAUCAGGUUUAUUUAUUCAGUAACUGAUGGUUUUUUUGGAAAGGUCUAUGAAAGGUCAUAUGAUGCCCCCUUUAGGACGGGGACUGUGCUGGUAGACUGUUAAAUCAUGAAUCCCUGAUGGUCUGUGUGUUUUUGUCUCUUUGUCCAAAUGUUGAUGUGAAAACCUCCAGACGAAGCUCUCCAUCCAAUCAGAGGUCAUCCAUGAAAGUGCCUGAAAUCAUGACGUGUAAACAUGCCUCCUUCUCCUCCUCCUCUACCCCUCUCUGACCGUUUUUAGACGUUGCGAAAGAAAGGCUUUAACGGCUGCAACAGCCCCGAGCCCGACGGCGACGACUCCAUCGACCAAAGCCCGCUAAACGAAGACAAGUACCGCAAGACGGAGGACCUGGACAGCCUCUUCAAACGCUACGGCGUGAGUACCGUCACACUUAUGUCACCUUAUCUAACCUAGCCUUUCUCUUCUUCUUCUUCUUCUGCUUUUCUCUCUCUACCUCUCCUCUGCCCUCCUCCUCCUCCUCCUCCUCCUCUUCUUCUUCCUCUUCUUCUUUUGUUUGGGGGAACGAAGGCUCUGAACAAGAAAGAGCACCGGGACUCUGAGAGCCCAGACCCCGAGGAGCCCUUCUCCCUCACCCCCCGCACUGAGGAGAAAUACAAAAAAAUUGACGAGGAGUUUGAUAAAAUGAUGCAGAACUAUAGGCUGUCAGUGAGUACCGCCCCCCACCCCACCCACCCCUCUGUGUAACCCCGCCCCCUCCUCCUCAUGUUGGUUCCCCCGCUGCCCGGAGGUUUUUCCGGCUGUUGAUGGCGGCCUGAUUACUCACAGAGCACUCGCCUUCACCAUCCCCCACCCCUUUACCUCCACCUCAUCACCACCUACCAACAGCACCUCCCCCCACCCGCCAAAUCACCUCCCACAUCGCCAUCUGAUGGUGUGUGUCUGAGCGAGACAGGUAGGGCCAGGUGGGCUGACUGAGGAGGAAACCCGGUCAGAACAGGGAGAAAUUAAUGAUCAGUUCUUAUCAGCCUGUCUGUCAAAAAUUCAAUUUUAAAAUGAUAAAAAAAAUAAUAAUAAAAAAAUAAUAAAACAGGAACCAGAACCUCAAAAUAUCAAGUUUUCAUAAGUAAAAGUUCAACAAUAUCCUGAUAAAAUUAAGAAUUCUGCCCUAAAAAUCGUCACCGGUAAAAUUUCCAUCAAUCAAUUUAUUAAUUAUUAGCUUUAAUUCGAGUCCUCAGUGAUUAAAAAACUCUCAUUAAAACACUUUAUUCUAAUUCAUUUCCACAAAACAUCUUUCUGUUUAGUUUUAUGAAGCACUUUUUUUUUUUCAGACAACGGGAAUGAGAAAAAAUUCAGUAAAAGAUUUAAACUAAAACCAAUUAAAAGUUAAAAAAAAACCAGUUAAAACUCAAACUGAGUUUAGGUCAUGUGACAGGAAAUGUGAUCCAGCUUGUUGCGGCUAAAAGAAGGUCAGUCUGGGGGUCGUCAGCGUAGAAAGUAAAUCCAAGUCUACGUUCAGACUGCAGGUCAGUUCUGAUGUUUUAACCAUCUGUGACUCAUAUCUGAUGUUUUCAUCUAAGUGUGAACAGGUCAGUUCUGAUUGGUUCUGAUCCGACCCAGGCCUCUUCUGUAUGUGGAUAUAAAGUUUAGUCUGACUGUAAUCGACUGUUUUCGAUUAUUUUUCCUCAUUUCUUUUCUUAUUCUCGUCUGAUUUUGAACCGACUCUCAGACUUCUCUUGAUUUUAGAGUUUAUACGUCAGGCUUAGAUGAAGAAAAAGGAGUUUGCAGAUGUUUUCUGCUGUGCUAAGACAUAACUUUAUGUACAUCCCAUUUACUCUACGUGAAUUUCUGCAUUGCACCAUAAAGCGUUUGCUUUUCUGGUGAUAAUUCACCUGGAGUUCCAGCCAUCACAACAGGAGCAUCCUCAGGAGCGUCGUAACUUUAAUAUGCUUUUUCCGAUGCCUCUGCAAGUUCAGGAUAAACAACAGACGGGGACAGGAGCUAAGUAGGUCCCUGAUUUCUUUAAAGUUGUCAUAGAAACCUGAAUCACAUGAGGAAAUCAUACUUUAUGGUAAUCUUGGAGUCAUUUGGAGCGUGCCUGAGAGCAGUCAGAGCGACCCGGUCCUGUAAUACUUCGCAACAGUAAAGAAACAGACGUGCAACAGCAGACGUGUGUGUGCACGGCUGAACCGUUUCCUGACAUUGUUCAGAGAACCUGCUCGUCUUUGUCGGUUUCUCAGAGGUCACUGUGGUCCUGAUGUGGUUCUGCUCCUGCAGCUGAACCAGCUCCUGACAUUAAGCAGGUUCUGGCGCUCUGCCCGGCCCUUUUACCGCCCCGCUCCUGUGCCAAUUUCUCUGUGAUUCAUUUUUCCUCCCUGCUCAAUAAUGCCAUUAAUGUCACUUUAAUGAGGAGCGCUCAAUUUACAUCCCCUCCUCCUGUCUGCCUGCUUCACUGAUUGGUCACUUGGGAUGGGACACAUCCCUCAGGCUGCGGCGCUGCAGAGGAAGACUGCGGUGAUUUUCUCUAAAGUCGUAAAUGUGCGGAUAAAAAACCUCUGAUGGGGGGUCUUGACUAAAUGUAGACUUUCACACGGUGGACUUUAACUUGAUUGGACCUGAGCUGGAUACCUGUCGCAGGUAGACCCCCGAGCCUCAUCCCCUCAAACUGUCUGUCAGUAUCUGAGCCGGCUCACCCAGAACACCUUCAGCAGACAGAACAAACAUCCCCGCCCACCUCUCCUCCCCUCAGCCUCAUAAUCCCCAGCAUGACAGCCAGGGGCCGGGAUCUACACGUUUAAUCCCACUUGUACUAAAAUACCUCCUGAGGUAGGGAGAGAGUGGCGGUGGGGGGGCGGGAGGAGCGGGCAGGGCGGUUGGCGAGACGAGACGAGACCCCCGAGCUGCUGAAUGUGGGAGCGAGUAAAAAGCAGCUUUUUAACCGAGGGGGGGGGGUCUCUGGUCUGAUGGUUUCCUGAGUGUCUGAGCGCUCACGAUGUGAUGCCGUGACGAGUGAAGGUGCCGGACGUCUUUAACGUUUCCUGUAGAGGGUCAGGAGGAAAAAACCCCAAACAUGAAUAUUAGAAAUUCACUUUUUCAUCAUGGCUGUGUCGUCUUUUAGGAUUUCACCUUUCAAGCUGAAAAAAUUACUCAUCCUGUCACAAACUGAAGCUUUUAGUCUGAGUGAAAUUAUUCCUAGAAAGCAGUUUUGAGAUUUCAGUGUCAAAAAUAAACGAUUCAAACAAAAACCUAAAAACUACAAUUUUACAAGAAGAAACACACAGUCUUUAAAAAUAUACAGUGUCUUAAAAUGUUUUAAAAUAAGUUAAAACAAGUUUAACGAAUUAUUCAGGAAAAAAACAAGAAUCAGCAGAUUUUAUUCACAUCAAAUUUUGCCUGAUGCAGAAAAAAUUAGAAUUUUGCUUAAAAACUUAAAAACGUCGAGAAUUUUCCUGAACGGACUUUAACACAGUCUGUUUCCUGUCAGACAUAAUCAAUCGAACGAGAGCUGUCAGCAUUAAAGUUUAAUUUAGGAGGCAAUUAGAGUCCAAAACUGUUUUAUUUAAUCAGAUGUUAAUUGAUCUCCUUAUUGGUGCAGUGUAGUAAAUCUGCAGCUGCAGCCAUGAUGGAAAAUGACGGCCCCCUGAACUUAAAGAAACUCCCAGAUGGAUCAGAUGAAAAGUCGAAAGUAAAACUGACUUCAUGUCAAACAGAAUCAAACUGCAGUCCUCUGAGUCUGAGCGAAGCAUACAGGUGCAGCGAAUCAGACUGAUGUGACCGAGGGACGCCAUCGCAAAAGUUUACAAGAUCCAGAGAGUGUCAGAUAGAUCAAUAUUUUAUUGAUCUUAUUUAAUAAAUUCAGUAAAAAAGCAACGAAACUGGAACUCCUGAAAGUGCAAACACUGCUGCAUGAACCAGGAGCCCUCAGUGAGGAACUGCAGACUUUAGAAACAAGCCGUUUAAAUCACACAGGACCUUUAUAUAACACUCAGUGAGAAAUCUAAAUGAUCCAGAGUAACAGCACACCAUGUUGACAUUUGACUCUCCUGCACAUUUCUUGAUGUGAAACAGCGUCAAACUUUAAAAUAAUCAUCAAAACAAUGAAAAUCUGUUGGAAUAAGAACUGAAAAAGCGGUUUUCUUCCUCUUAGUCGUGGUUUCUGGUGCAGCGUUUAUUGAAUACUUCAUCUAAAAGUCAUAAAGAAUUAAUAAGGACUCACAAAACUGUUUAGAAAUGCAAUUAAAACUCUGAUUGAUUUCAGUCAAAUAUUGAAGUUCUGUGAUUGAUGGUGAUUAUAAGAAUUUAGUUUUUCACAGCGCUCAUUUAAAUUUUAACAACCCUGAAAGUGAGAUUAUAAUAAUUACAGUGUCGUCUCAAAGCAACUCUCACUGAAGUGUCGGGCGACCCUGCAGGCUCAUUUUGUCGUUUCACACCUUAAAAGCAUCGUAAUUCUGCUUUUGAAUUAUUCAGCUUAUUUCCGACUGCAUCAGAUCCACAGCUGCAGACAAAUAAAGGUUAACAUGGUGGAGUUAACGGAGGAUUAAAGAAAAACAAUCAUCUGAUGCACUUUUGCAUCCUGGAGACUCUCGUGGUGAGGGUUUCUCCGAGGGGAAACAGCUCCUCUCCUCUCCUCCGUCUCUGUCUCUGUGUUUUUCUGGUCCCUGCACACAGAGGAGGCCUUAAGCUUCCUCACAAGAGCCUUCAGAAAAAGUCACUGUCAAUUAUUUACCAAACAGCUCCUCUUCUUCUGAUCUUUCCUCUUUUAUUUUAAACCUGCAAGACGAGAGGCGGGGCUCAAUUAACCCUCCUGUCUGCAGCGAGGAGCGUCCGUGUUAAACAGUCGGAGUGAGCAGAUGUAAAUUCAGUUAUAAUUUGGAUAAAACACAGAUUAAUGCUCAGUGGAGCAGAGAGCAGAGCGGGGCGAGGACGUAUUAAAAAUUCAUAUUCAGAGAAGAAGAAGAAGAGGAGGAGGAGGAGGAGGAGGUUUAGUAGUUAAGUCACCUAGCAACAAGAGGCGGGCACCAUCAUAGAGGUCCUGAGGAAGACGGGCAACAAAAAGAGAGAGACACCUAAAGGAGAUCGGUGGGAUUAACUGUCGGUUUAUAAUCUCAGAGUGUCUCUAACAAACAAGAACGGACGAGACGACUCAGAGGAGUCCUGAGGUUCACCUUUAAAUCAUCUCUAUCAAUAAAUGCAUUAAUAAUAUACUUUAAUUAAAGAUCAUUAAAACAAGAAACAAAAAGACGUGUUCACUGCAAAAACUCAAAUCUCAAGAGUUUGAAUUUGUCCUAAAAAUGACUCAUUCAGUUUAAUUUAACCCACAUUUACCCGACAGUUCAGGAUGAGAAGUAAUAAUGAUUUAUUAAGACAAUCAAAAAUCCACACUAACUCGUCUAAAAUAUCAGUCAGAUACUGAAAAAUAAGCCCCGCCCCCUUCAGCCAUGUGACCAUAAUUCUUCUUUACUGUUGUUCACACACCUCCGCCCCCUUCACCCCCUCAUCCGUCCCUUCAUUCAUCCAUCUCCCCCUCCUUCACCCUCUGCUUGGCAGGUGUGCCGUGAUGCAGUGCUGUGAGCCGCUAUUUCACCCGCCCCGUUCGCCACUUAGCGUGCAGCUCGCUCCCGACUCUGCUCAACAAACUUUACACUCCGAUGCACCGAUUCAAGUCUCACAAAGCCGGGAGAGUUUGCAGUGUGUGGGUUUUUUUUAUCAAACACACCCCUCAAUGCUGUUCAAACUCGUACAUAAUUACAUUAAAUAAGUUUGAGGAGUUUUUCUAAAAUCGUGUUUCUGACAGUAAAUCUCUUCUGACGUUCUCCCAGGAGUCAAAUGUUUCACCCAUCACGAACCUCUCAGCGGGGGUGUCAGAAAAUAAAAAACCUGAGCGAUGAAAUAAUCAGUCGUCUUCCCGACGGUCUCGUUUGUUUUUUAAGGUCAUAAAGAGACAUCAGCGUUAAUAUCAGCCUGUCUGAAAACUUCAACACGAGUAACUCUGCUGCCUAAACCAGAUUAUAAACAACAUUAAACAGGAGAUAAUCUGCUUCUCUAUGUUCUUAAAAACUAAAGUCAAAGUGACGAUGUUAGAAUAAUCUGCUUCUUCGGUUUACCCAGUUUGUGAUGUCACAGAUCGCUGAAUCUCCUGAAGAGAUCGUCACUAACGUUAAAUUAUUAUUAUGCUGCGAUCUUCUGGUUUCCUUUUAAAACUCUCAGGGUCAGAAUGGUUUGUCUGUUAGAUUAAGAUUUAUCACUUAACUUGAUGAGGAAUUUGGCAGCAGUGGAGGAGGCUUCUGGAGAGCUGACCUGAACAACUAAAAAGGAGGAUUUUAUUUCAAAGACGGCAGCCUGAGAUCAGAAGGCUUUAAUGGUUUUCACUGUGUAAUUAAUAAAAAAAUCUUUCUUUAGAUAAUUUUUAAUUAUUAAAUCUCUGUCUUCUAAUUGGCUGAUUUUGGUCUCUCUGAAAAUAAAAGUGAAAUAUCACGAACUAAAGACCCGAACCUCCUCAGCUUCAGUCACACCUGUGUCUGACUUUCUUUGACCUCGUCUCAGACUGAAAGUUUCUGAACAUGUCAGAGGAAAAAGGAUGGAGGGCAGGAAGGUGUCCUCGUCCUCCUCGUCCUCCUCGUCCUCCUCGUCCUCCUCUGAGCUAAACUGGGUCCCCGUCAGUUUGAGAGUACAGUACAGUACAGAGCAGCCCUGGCCCAUAUUCUAAGUAUAGAAGUCCUUCUUUCAGACUGAGCUGGAACAGGGUGAAAUGGGUCAGAUGGCCGGACAACCUCAGGUCCUGACCUUGAUUCUUCAGGACCCCGGGCUGUUCGGUCUCUGACUGUCGAGGUAAAAGAAACCGGAUGAAAACAGAGCAGAUGAUAAACUAUGGAAGGGUUUUAAUGUGACCUUUUCAUUUUUUUACUUCAACUUUUUACCAUAUUUUCUAAAUAAAAGUCAGGAAUCCUGGAUUGAACUCAAAGUUUUUUAAAAGUCACAAGAAACAGAAUUCUAAAUUUUAAAGACAGAAUUCUAAAAUUUUCAUGAUGAAAAUCCAAAUUCUACCAUUGACGUCAGAAUCAGACAGAAAAACGGUGGAAUUCUUAAGUGAAAAUCAGAAUUUUGACAAAUUUAAGGAUUUAAACCCAAACUCCACAAAUUAGGAUAGAAAUUCUGUAAAUCAAACAAAAAUGUCAGAAAUUAGUCAGAACUCAGAAAUACAAGACAGACUCCUGUUAUUAAAUCAGAGUUUUAAGGAGAUAUGAGAAGUUUUGCAAAUAAUUUUAGAGUUAUAAUUAUGGGGAUUAAAUCCACAAUUCAACAAUUAAAACCAGAUUUUCAUCUUUAAGGUCAGAAUUCAAACUGUUUACGUCUGAACUCUGAGAGUCAGGACUUCAAGGUUUAAAGCCAGAAUUCUGAGAUUAAAACCCAAAUUCUAAAAAAAUGUCAAAAUUUUGUAAAUUGAGCCGGAAUUCCUGGAUUAAAGUCAGAAUUAAGACAUUUGACUUACUGAUUGCGACACUGACUUUGAUUUAUGAAUACUGAGAAAAACAAAACGUCUGAGUUAGACCUUCAAAUAUUUCUUCAUUGGCCCUCGUCUCUGUCAUGUUACAGAUUAAAAACAGAAUUCUGACACAAAUUCAGAGAAAACGGUUUUAAAAAGUUUCCCACACGUAUUAAUCGUUCUGUUCCUGGUGAUGAGCAGACGUCAUCGGGGUGGUGGGAUGUAGCUGAACGUGACGUGCACGCUACAAAACGCCACCGCAGACACAUCGCAAUAACCUGCUGCUGCAACAAGAGUUUAACCCGGCAUGAGAUUUGAGAGGCAACACGGCUUCUUGGCCUUUCCACCAAGUCACCUUGCAUGCUCGAACUGAGCAAGAGUGUGUGUGUGAGUGUGUGUGUGUGUGUGUGUGUGUGUGUGUGUGUGUACGUGAGUGUGUGAGUGUGUGUGUGUGUAAAGGAGUGUUUCGAAGUGUGAAGGGUCAGUUUCCAAAACUCUGUUUUUACUUCUGGAACAAAAUCCUUCAUAGAAGCAUUUUCUUGUUUUUGGCAGAUAUUCUCUGAAUCAGUUACAGCUGAUCUUUUGCCCAAUGAUUAAAUAUUUUAAAAAGAUCGUAUUAGUGAUAUUUUAGACUUAGAAAAAGUGCGUGCUCCGAUAUGGAAAUCUCUGUCUUUUGUAGAUAUGUAAAUCAGUUUAUCUUCUCUGGAGUUCGGCAGAGCCCUGUCAUAUUUUAAAUAUAUUAAAAAUUAAACUUACUAUGAUUAAUAAGUUAAAAUUGUGUAUUGUUUUAAGUAGAAAUAAAACUCAUAGACAUGCAUUUGCGACUGCAGCUGUAAUAAUUUAACAGUUUUCCCUUCUGUUUGGGCUCAAACUCUGGCACCGGUUCUCCUGGAGGACUCGCCAAGUCCUUUUUGGGGUGUUUGUCCGCCUCUACAGUCUAAGCUGGUCUGGAUACUUACCCCACAGACAAGAUUUGGGCAGCACCACAUCAGCUUUCCUCUUUAUUUAGAAUCAGAUUUAAAACCUGCCCAAAAAGACGAGUAAGGCGUUUUGUGAAGAGCUCGAAAAAACGUGAUGUGGGACCUUUGCUACCAGGGUGCCAGAGUUAGUUUUUUAUCGCCCGUCUAAAAACCACAAAAACAGUUCUGGGAGGUUUGUGAAAUGAGUUCGACACUGGAGAGUGAAAAGGCGGCAGCAGCAGGAAGAAUAAUGUUUCCAUAAUGAAGUUUAAUAAUGAUUAAAACAUGAAGUGUUUGAGUGUAAUCCAGAGAGUUUCAGUCGAUUCUGUCUGACUCGCUCACAGACUAAAACAGCCUCGUGUGUCGACGAUGAAGCGGCGUUAAAACGAUACAGAGGUGUGUUUAAGUCAGACAGGUGAAGUCUGAAAGUGUUUUGGAAAGACUGACUGUGUCUGACUGUCUGUUUGACCGACUGUUUCUCACUUGCUGGCUGGUUUGUGCUGCUGCUGAUCACUAACUGAUCACCUGUCCAUGACUGUUGAUACCUGUGCGACAUGGAGGUGUUUCAGCUCUGUCUAAGCCCCGCCUUCUUCCUGUCUCUCCUCCAGUCCACCGUCCCACAGCCCACCUUCCCCAUGCCCGUCACCGUGCCAGUAUCCAAUCAGAACGCGGCGGCAGCGGCAGCAGCUCUCCAGUUUAGCAGCAACCCAGCCCUGGUCACCACCUCCUUCGUCACCUCCACCCUCACAGACCCACGCCUCCUGUCGCCACAGCAACCAGCUCUGCAGAGGAACACUGUGUCGCCAGGGUUACCACAGCGACCAGCGAGCGCAGGUAAGAGAAGCAGGGUGAAACUCUUUGGUAAAAACCGCGUCUGUGCAGCCCUGCAGAGUGCUCAUGCUUGUCUUAAUCAAUAACAAACAUCCACGUAAAGUCCGCUCUGCAGCCGAUCGAUCCGACCGAAGAUUUACAGAUUCAUCCGAACACAGAGCGAUGUUCUCGCUCCGUCUUUGACGCACGGCGGAUGAUGAGUUUUUAUUUGGAAAAGCAGCAACAGAAGAAAAAAGAGAAACCACUCACACAAAAAUCCAAAACAAGACUUGAAGGAUGAAAGACUUCAAAGUACACGCCCACAUGCUUUGAUUGACAGGUGCACAGUUACAAAGCAGAAACUGCACAACAAAAACAUUUUCCAAAAAUGAAGCAGGAAACAUUUCCCUUUAAAAGAAGGAAACAAUGACAGGCAUGCUUUUUUCAGACCAGUGUGAAAACCGACUGUUGUGCUCUUAGGAGUGCUGUGGAAGCGGUGAUUGCUCCUCAACCCCAUGCAAAGAGGUCAAUACAUUAUCAAGCUUUUGAAGGAGACCUCUUUGCACAACAUAUCGACAGAAGGAACAAUUAGAGCAACCAGGACUGCUCUUAAUGUGCCGAACAGUUCAGAGCAAGAAGCAAAAUCAUUGGACUACAUUCACAGCUCACAGGAAAACAAAAGGAGGAGAGGAAGAGAAGUGCGGUAAACACGUCCUUUACAGUCAGGCUGCAGAUCCGAGUCCAUCAGAGAGGAGGCCCAACUUUACUAUUUCCUCUAUCAGAGUCAUAGUUUAUUCAAACAUUAGAUUUUACCCCUUUUUGUACAGAUUAUAUACGUUUUUCAGACCAGAAGAAGCUUUAACAGCUCCCUUUUUUAAACCACCAAACUCCAUUGAGAAAAACAGUCAUUUUUACUUUCUGGUUACCAGAGUAGCAAAAUGAGGCACCACUUAAGUGAGCCAGUCUCUUUGUUUAAUGUUGUGCUUUUUUAUUUUUUCAGGGCUAAUAUUGUAUCUGUAAAACACAAAAUUACACAAAAACACAAAUCAAUAGGAGCAGCACUUUACCGGCAGCUCCAGUAUUCAGGGAGGUAAAAUUAGUGCUUUUGUCAAUGGACUCUGGUGGCUUUAAAGAGAAUAAUUACGCAGCUGUGUCUGAAGUCGAAAAAGCAUCUUAGGCCAACCCUCCAUAUUGAGCCAAUAAUGGUGUAAUAUCGGUGUCCUGGUGUGUGAUUUUACAACGCGUUACACAUGAACACACUCAGAUAUUCACACAAGAGCGGCACCUUUUCUAGACACACUAUAUGAGACACAGGAAGUUAUACAGAUAAUGCAGUGUGUUUAAAAGUUCUUAUGAACUGUUUAAAAAGUCUUUUAGCAAAAAUAUUCACAACAAAUGAAACAUUUGACUCUCACAGGUCUGCAGUGUAAUUUUUUUGCUAGAUGACAAAAUAAAAAGACUCUUUUGGCCACAGGGGGCGCCAAAGUUGACCCAAACUAAACUUCCUUAUAGGAGCUUUAAAGUUAUGUUUCGUGUGCGCGAUGAAAUCUUUUGACUGUGCAAAAAUGUACAAUCAUCUUCAACAUGUGGUAUUUUUUAAUCAUUGCACGGUCGUGUGAACAGUCUGAGACGACAGAAACUCUCCACAGACGUGAAAAUGGGCUUGAAUUUGGUGUUGUAGUUGUGGGUGUAAUACUGCACAUGUCACUUUCUGUUGCAUGGCUGUAGACUGAAACAGAAAUAUUAGACAAAUUUAGACUCUGAACUUUGCAAAAGCAGCCCCCUGGUUUAAGAAUAUCGUCAUGCCGUUACAUAAAUUCAGUUUUAUUCCUCAGUUUGAACUAAAGUCUUGAAAGACGUCAAAGGGCUGAGCACCAAACUUGUCGUGUAGCUGGACUUACUGAGCUCCUGACUCUACCUUUAUAGAUUUGGUUGUCAUGGUGAUGUAGUUGCUCUAAUACCUUUUUCCCUCAGUGUAAUAGCUGCUGUAUUUCCUCUCUCUGUAUGUAGAGGCAGAGUUUAUACAUCAGCUGAGUUUUAUAGAGCGAACAGGCAGCAGAAUGAGCAGAGCGUCGAGUGUGUGUGUCGGUACAUUGAUGUCCUGUGAAUAACUCCUGUUCGCUGACAUAAAAACACUCCGCCUUUUAAUGACACACAUCCGUCUCUUCCUUGACGGAGGCUGCUUCUCUGCCUCCCUGCCUCUGUGUGGCGAACCAAUCCUUCACCCUCCCGCUAAAAGGAUUUGUGCCCCAUUUUUGCGUCUCAGACAAGGUUACUUAUCAAGCUUUGUUGCGAGCGGCGUAAUCUCAUUGUAAGUCAGAAUUAGGUGAUGUAACGUGCAACAAAUGCAUUACAGCAUCUUUCAUAACAUGCCGGUCUCGGAGGCCCGAGGGUUUCACAUAGCAGUAAUGAACCCCUCAUUCCCUCUCUCCCUCUUUCUCAUAACUUCAGCCGUGCAAACGCUCUGCAGCACUCGGCUAUGCAUCCCACAUUACCAGAGAUGUAUUGAGUUCACCGCGCUCGCUUAUCGCUGUGUUCCCAUGCAUGCAUCCAGCCACAUACUCUGCAGCCGACCCCGAUGACCUCCACACUGAAGAGUUUGAACCCGGAUCUGAACCCAAACAGGGGGAAUAAAAACCACCGGAGAGAGACGAUAACAUGAUCGAGCGACUUGAUUUUAUUUAUCUGAACCUUUGUCAGCAGGAAAAGUGUCAAAGUGUGGAAACAUCUCAGAAUCACUUUAGUGACAGUUUACUGUGAUGGUGGGCGGUCAUGUGACCUGUCAGCUCAUUUCUAUUGGACCGUUUGAGGAGUGACAUCACGUACUAAAAUAAUCAACAAACAAGAGCAAACUAGGAAAACACAGACGACUUUACAGCUCUGGAUCUUUGGCAGGAACCGUUCUUCUUCUUCUUCUUCUGUUAAGGUUCCUUUACAAUCCAGGAUCCGACACUAGAUUUAAACUGCACCCAGAUUAGAUUAAAUUAAACAGGAAGUGACAGUGACGCUCAUUCCUUAAAGGUUAGUCAGGAGACUAGGGCCUGACUGACAUGGAUUUUUUGGAGCCGAUGUCGACAACGAUUAUUAGGGGGGAAAAAAUCCAAUUACCGAUUAAUCAGCAGAUUUUUAAAUUUUUAAAAAUAAAAGUUAUAAAAAAAUAUAUAUAUAUAUAUUGUAGAUAUCUACUGUAGAUUUACAGAAUAUAGUAUACUGUAAAUCUACAGUAUUUUAUAUACUGUAGAUAUCUACUGUAGGCUACUGCUCUUCAUGCCGACAGGAAGACCGACUGAUCAAACUGGGACCAGAGAAGCGAUCUGAGUCCAUCAGCAGUCGCUUCAUUUGAGAUUUUUCAGCAUUUAGUGACUUUUAACCCCGCUGCUGUUUGUCCGGGUUCGAUGGACGGGAAUCGAACGAUCUGUGACUGCAAACAAAAAGGAAAUAAGUUGCUCUGAAACCUCCCUGGAGGAUUACGCUGCUGUCAUUACCGCCUGUUUUUCAGCUGCUUCAGUCAGAUGAUCUUAUUCAUGCAAAAAGCAGCCAGACCCUCGGCUGGUUGGCGUUUAUUUUGACCACGAUGUAAAACAAAGAGUAAACUUUCUUUUUAAUCAGGAGUCAAAAUGAUCUUUUUUUUCAGUUUUAAAUGAGUCUGAUGAUUUUCCUCCCAAUAUGAGACUAAAGUACCAUCGAGAUCCGCCAAAGAGGUCCUCGUAAAUUAAUGGGACUGCAGAAUUGAAACCAAUUAAGCUCCUUCAUGGAGUGAAGUGCGUGUCGACAGCAGAGGCUCUUCUUUUAUUGAAUUUAUCGUGUUUUAAUCACAUUUUCCAAACAGGGAUGAGCAGAGUUUCAGAUCAGGUGAAAUAACGGAGAAGAAAAGAUGCUGAAACGGUGAUCUGUGUUUCUCUGUUCCAGGUGCUCUGCUAGGAGGAGAUCUGGGGAACUCAAACGGAGCCUGCCCGAGUCCAGUCCGUAAGUAGUCCAUUCCCCGGGUCUCCUUCCUCUUGUUUUUAGCACAAGUCGAGGAAAAGUUCACACACACACACACACACUUGAGCUCCUGGCUGUUUGUUUUAAAGGGGGAAUCAAGUUCUGAUUGUGACUCAUGAAGCGAGCCAUGCAGAGUAUUUUAUUUAAUGCGGCGGCAGCAGCAGGCGGUCACGUGUGCAGAAGUCCAACACAGACACACUCUCACAGAAGCAGGAAAACACCUGUUGGCUGUCGACAGCUGAAGGUCACAGUACAAGCUGCUUGAAAUCCGUCCAGAGAACAGAGACGGUUUCAAGUUGAGAGAAAAGACUGAAAAGAGGAACAGAGAGUGACAGAGAGGACGUUACGAAACUCCUCCGCCUGUUUGGUUCGCUGUCUUUUUUUCUGGAAACGUGACUUUAAAAACGAGGAUUGAGUUCAGUCCGUUAGAAAUGUGACAUUAACACUGACCCAGUCUGGAGUCUGCCAGCUGUUCCACAUAUCUGACAGGGAGCUUAACAUUGUGUUCCUGACUAAUUGACGUGUUUGUCAUUGGUUUCCUUUCUGACUCUGAUGUCAGGAUGACUCGACUCCGUGCAAACAGCUAAACCAUUUCAUAUGAGAAGGAUCAGGGUCUCUGCUCACCGUCUUUAAAGUCUGCUUCAUGGUUUGGUUGCACCGUUUCCUCGUCCACUCACCCCAGUUUAGUUCCAGUUUAACAGCUGUGGGUUUUUACGGUAUGAAUUUGCAUUUGCACGGUCACCAGUUGGGAAAGACGUCAAAAUAACUUGAACAAGCGGGACCCGACCCGAGUCUACAGAGAGGGAGAGGUGAUAUCUGCAUUAACCUGAUCAGAUCUCCUCAGUUCACUGCUUUACUGUCCUGAAUCAGGAGCUUUAAUUCAGAGUGAAGCAUUCAUCAAUCUUGUCAGCAGGAAUCUCAUUUUACCGAGUAGAUCAUGAAGACGUAUCGGUGUAAGAGUGACGAUUUCAGAACCUCCUCACUGUCCCGUCCUGCAGGAGUCUCAUCCUGUCGUUCCUGUGAGUCACGUCUCAUUCAGAGUCGACUGUCACUGUAAAUAUCGUCUCUCUGCUCGUAAAUUCAGGAGGUUUGAUCUGAAUGUUUGUCUCUGAACGUUGAAGUGAUUGUGUGAAAAACCUAGAAGCUGGAAUCCUGCAGCAAACAUGGAGGAGGAGGAGGAGGACUGCAGCCACGCCACCAGGGGGAGCUCUAAAUGUUUGGACUCACUGUAGAGGAGCUGUUGUGUCGUCCGUUUUUACACAGGAAGUGAUUUAUGAGUCUGAAACUGUAAAUCUAUGAUGGAGGAUGUAAACGUCAGAGGAGUUUGACUCGGUCUCCUCCCCCCUCCUCUCUCCAUCCACCCUCCCCCCUCUCAUCCUGUCUCUCUCAGCUGUUCCUCCUCGUCUUCUCUCUGCCAUUAUCCGCCCCUCCCCCCUAAAACACUCACACACUCCCAUCCAACUGUCCCUGGUCUUGGCACCGGGCUCUCCUCAGAGGUGACUUUGACACUGGCCAGAGCCCCCACCCCCCACUCCCCCACCCCCUUAAAUCCCAUUAGCAGGGACAGAUAGAGUCAGCCUGCCUGUGCUGAUAGAUACAGAGGAGAGGUGGUGUGUGUGUGUGUGUGUGUGUGUGUUUAGAUUCACUCUAUAAAGGGACUGUGUCAGGCUAAGGUGGGCCAAAAGAAAUCAAUACAUUUACAUUAACUUGGCUGCUCUGUAUCAGAGGACUGUGCCGACGCAGAGCUCCAGUAUCGAUAUCAGAGUUUCAGGAGCACACGCACUCGCUGAGGAACGGCGCUCUUCAAAGUUGGUCUCCGUCGAUAUUCGAGGAAAAAAAAAAAAACUCAUCGUAGCAAAAGUUUAAAUGAAAAAAAAAAGAUUUAGUCUCUUAUUCAGACGAUGCUCUCAGUCGGUUAAAUACAUUUAAGGAUAAAACUGAGGAGAGAUAAAGAAGAAGAAGAAGCAGCUGUGAGCGCUGAUUCAGCACCUUUACAAACUCUAAAAACACGAGACAGACAAAGUAAAAGCAUGAGGAACUUUUGUUUUAUCCAAUCAAAGUUUAAUUAUAAAUCACAUUUAAAAACUACGAAAUACUGACCAAAGUGAUGAAAAUUUAAUUUCAUGAGUUAACUCCUCGGUCAAAGGGCUGACUACGUGGAUAAAUCACAAAUUUUAUUAGUAUUCAAAGUAGAUGUUGACAUGUGAGUCAACUGUAUUUGUGUUUAGUAGCAAGUUUUCACGAUAUUGUCGCUAAGGUGACGUUUUAUGGCCGUGAUAAUCAUUAGAUGAGAAUCAGAUGUAGUAAACAAAUAAAAGCUCUUCUUCUUCUUCUUUUUGGAGAAUCUUCUGUCCUGUUUGAAAAUCUUCUUCUGUUUCCUGAUAAAAGAGUCUGUCUGCUGUAGUCGGGUCGUCCUGACACGUUUGUCCAAACAUGAACGUCAGCUCAGGUGACCUGCAGCUCCACCUGGCUGCCUUUGCCUCCUCUCUCUCUUUUCCUUCUCACCUUUCCUAUCUCCUUGUUUUUUCUCUUUCUUUCUGGUCCAUCCCUCCUCUCUUCCUUUCCCUCUCUGUCCCUCUUUCUUUCUCAUCUUUUCCUCUCUUAACCCCUCCUCUCCUCUCCUCUCUUCUCGUCGUCUCUUUUUCUUUUCUUUUUUCUUCUCCUUUUCUCUCUCUCUCUCUCUUUUUCUCUCUCUUCCUCCUUUUCUCUCUCUUUCUCUCCCCCUCCUCCCCCUCUUUUUGGGUCUGUCGUUCUCAGCUGUUGUCCUGGGACUCGGGGCUCCGGGAAUGUCACCAUUGACGUCACCCGGCAUUCCUCACAUUCCCACGCCCAGCCUCGUGUAAUGAGAGACAUCACACACACUCACACACACACGCACACACACACACACUCUCACACACACACACGCACACACACACACACACUCGGAUUAUUGCAGAUUCACUCGUGUUCAUGUCAGUGAACAGAAGAGUACAUAUGAACGGUCCUCAUACGUAUAUAAAGCCAAAGACACACAUCAGCAUGUCUCUGACACACACACACACACACACACACACACACACACACACACACACACACACACACACACUCAGAGUUAGAGUGUGUUCAUGGGAGCUUUUGUGUAAACGUCACACAAACACACUCAUGCUGUAUGGAAACACAGCCAUCUAAUAGUUUAACUGAACACGAACUCUGGAAUAAAUCAGAAUAUUCUACAAAGUCAGAAUUAAUAAUAGUAAUAAUAAUAAUAAUAAUAAUAAAAAUAAUAAUAAUAAUAAUAAUAAUAAUAAUAAUAAUAAUAACAAUAAUAAUGAUAAAAAUAAUAAUAAUAAUAAUGAUAAUAAUAAUAAUAAUAAUAACAAUAAUAAUGAUAAAAAUAAUAAUAAUAAUAAUAAUGAUAAUAAUAAUAAUAAUAAUAAUAAUAACAAUAAUAAUGAUAAAAAUAAUAAUAAUGAUAAUAAUAAUAAUAAUAAUAAUAAUAAUAAUAACAAUAAUAAUGAUAAAAAUAAUAAUAAUAAUAAAAACUGAAAAAAUAAACAGUAAUAAUUAUGAUAAUAAUGACCAUUAUUGAUAAUAAUAUAAUAAUAUCUAUACAUAUAUAUUUAUAUUAUCAUUAUCAUUAUUAUUAUUGUUUUUUGUUUGUUUCAUAUUUGAGAUGUUGGGUAUUUCACACAGUCGGGGCAGGAGACAAGUAUUGGAUCUUAUACAGCCGAGUUUUGAGCUCUUUUUGUGUCUCUGUAAGAUUUUCUCCAUAAUUUAUGAUAUUUAUUUAUCGUCGAACCCUCAAACUUAGUUUGUGCAAAAAUGCGUCUGUGGUCGAGUGAAAACAUUUCAGAGGACGUGUAAACACACAAAAAUGAUGAAAAUCUGGAUUCCAAUAAACUCCCACCACCACCAAUCACACACACACACACACAUCUCACAGGUGCCCUCAGGCGCACACACACACACACACACACACACACACACACACACACACACACACACACACACACACACACACUAAUAAUUUCAUGCUGUGUGUGAACUUUCAUAACUCAGGGGCCCCACAAAGCCACCGUCCAUUUCCUUCACCCACAAACAUGAACACAACGUAACCAGCUACAGAUUCCUGUUUGUCAGAGUGACGCACUUGUCUGCUCUGUGUGCACGCACAUACACACACACACACACACACACACAGGGAAAGAAACAGGGUUACAGGAUGUCCCAGAAACACCUGCUCCAGUUCACUGUCUGACAUUCGGCUGCAGGUGAUUUCAUUGGUCACCCUGACUCUGGUGUCCUAUCUUCUCUCCUUACUCACUUAUCUCCUUUCCUUCAUCCUUACUCCUCUACCUCUUCUCAGUUUUGGCUCCUUUGUUCUUAGUGUGCAGCUGAACUAAGACUGUGAUGUUCUCAGGAGAAACCCACCUGUCAUGGCGGCGGCGGCGGCUCUCUCAUGACUGCAGAAGUCACUGGAGGCCGUUUUUUCACUCGGACAAAUGACGGAUUUGGAGCAGGUGUAACAUGAGGGAGACUAAACGGUUAUCAGGGUGUUGAUUUUUGGAGAGGAACAGGUGAACAGAAGGAGCUGAAAGAUCCUCGGAGAAGGAGACAUCCACUCUCCAUCUCACCUUUCCUACCUCCUCUUUUCCUUUACUUACCCUCUGUCCUUGUCUUCCCUUUAAGCUGUACUCAUCGUUUGCUUCCUAACUCACCCACAUGUUUUGUUCGCCUCUCUCCUGUUCAUUUUUCUCUCAUUUAUCCUCAUUGGUCCUCCUUUCCUCACCUUCAGACCUCUCCUUGUCUCCUCCCUUGUCUCCUUCGUCCCCUCAUCUCUCCUUACUCCCCUGUCUCUCCCUCUGCCCUGAUCGAGUUGUUAUAGAGGUACCUGUUGUUGUUGUUGUUGUUGUCAGGUCCACUCCAUAAACAGUCUAUGUGUGUGUGUGUGUGUGUGUGUGUGUGUGUGUUUUUAUCUCCCUGGAGUGUGUGUGUGUGUGUGUGUGUGUGUGUGUGUGUGUGUGUGUGUGUGUGUGAGUGAGAUGAAGCAGAGUCACAUGCUGCUGUCGUCUGGAGGCGGCAACAUGGCGAACAGCUAUCUGCUAUCACACACACACACACAAACGCCAUGACUCUGUCCAGUGGGAAAACAGCCUCUAAGUGUGUGUGUGUGUGUGUGUGUGUGUGUGUGUGUGUGUGUGUGUGUGUGUGUGUGUGUGUUGGGAAAGUCCCCGCUGUAGUGAAGUCCUGUUUCUGACCUCAGCUGCAUGAACAGGCUGCUGUCUGCUGGAUUCUUCGUCGCUGUUGCACCAAUAAAAAUAAAUCAGUGAUAAAAACAUGAAAAUAUAAACGAUAAAGACGUCGUUCUGAAACUGUAGUUCAGGUUUAUUUCACCUGUGAACCUGCAGCACCAGGUUAAGUCUCAGUGUGCCCGCGCACACUCCUGCAGACACACAUGCAGAGUGGGACAUGUGUCAGGUGUUGAUGCUUUUGCAGAGUAACUGUGGCGUUACGCUGUCUGGAUCCUGGAACGCGGCCCGUUGUACAGUAUCAAAGCAGGGCGCGUUCAACAGAGACGUGACGUUCUGUCAUGUUGCAGGAAUGUAACUGUGAGACAGAAAAACAAACAAGGAGACAGAAAGAGAAAGAGAUGAGUACGCUGCUGUUUUUAAUAAAGAUGAUGUAAAUAAAUCAAAUCAGAUUAACCCUUUUUUUGGUACAGAACUGCAAAAUAAUCCAACAGGUAAAAAAUGACUGUUGAAUAUUUAUUCAGCACCAAAGCUUUCAAAGACUGCAGGUAUGAACUGUACUCUUUAUUUUAACGUUUUUUAAAGACUUAAAUUCACAUUUAGUUCAAGCUUUAACAGGCAGAAACCUGGAGCAGACCCAGACUCAGGGUGAACAUCCAUCUGCCCAGAGAGAGAGAGAACUCCUCCUCCAUGAUUUACUGCUCAUGAUAUUUCAUAGAUGUGAUAUUUUUAGGUCUGAAACACCGUCACCAUCAGGAUCCAGGACUGGAGCUGACGGUCUCUGAUGUCAUAACUCUGUCCUCCUUCUCAGGUGUGAGUCGAUGUUCGGCUCGAACCUUUUUAACAGUCAGUCAGUUUGAACAGCCUGGAAAUGUCAGGUCUGAAAAAGAUGGGGUUUCAGAAUCAUGGAUUCUGGACUGUAGGGGUCUGAAGUGCUUGGCCAUAGAGAUGCAGGAUUCCAGGAUGGUGGAUUUGAGAAUGUAGAGUUUUAGAUAUCAGGAUUUCAGGAUGCACUUUUUGGUUUCCAGAAUUCUGGUUUCUAGAAUCUACUCGACACCCUCACUCUCAACGUCGGUGUUGAAUAAGGGACCGUCAGUAAAUUACCGGUUGAUGUUCUCAGAAAAGGCUGUUUUCCUUCAAAUUGAUUUCUAAUAAUUGUACUACGGUCGAUCAAUAAGACAAACAUUAUUUGAUCAAUUUUCAUUGUUCCCCUAAAGUUCUUUGUGCUCCUUACUUUAACUUAGGAGAACACGUGCUGUGGUAUUCCGUAGACUCUGUUCUUCUCUAUACACGAGUAACAAAGUCCAGAUACCCUCAGAGCAGAACCACACCUCCACAGUUCUACUGAAGUCCAAUAAAAACCCAUCAGUCUACGACACCGAGAGGUUUCUCUUCCUCCUCGACAAACUCUGAUCACUUUGACUCCUUCGUCUCUUUUCUUCAGUGAGUUCAUCUUUAGAGAGGCAUCUAUGUUUUCCUGUCUAUGAGGUCUUAUUUCUUAUUCCCAGAUUUUAAGUUUUACAGUCGGGAGAAUUUUUGAAGACGAUCUCUGAGCUCAUUUAGAAAAAGUCCUGUUAGUGUUUGAGUGAAACGUGGAUCUCAGCGCUGAUGGAGACACGUGUUUCUACAGUUAGAGACCCUAGAAAACAUUUGUAGAUCUUCACAGGGAGAGCUCAAUAACCAGGAUGGAAUAUAUUUGAAGCAGUUUGAAUAAAACGAGUGAUUUGGUAUUUUUGAUUUACAGAAAACAAUCUCUGAGAGCUCAGUCAUCGUUCCACACGAUUCAGGAGAGGAGAUGUUUUUUUUUCACUGUUGUUUGGAGGGAGUCCAGGGACAUUUGUGUGUUUUCUAACCGAGCACGGAGACGAGGGGAACAAAAGAAGAAGAGUGGAAAUAAAACCGUCGUGGAGAGAGAGAGAGAGAGAGAGAAAGAGAGAGAGAGAUAGAGAGAGAGAGAGAGAGAGAGAGCGGGGCUGUUUUGAAGUGGAGGAGCUGCAAAAAAAAUCAGAGCGCCGCCAAAAAACUGUGUUUGUGCUGCAGAAAGGAUGAGGAGCAUGUGGUGCCACAGAGCGAUCCAAGUCGCUAAUGAGAACACACACACACACACACAAACAUGAACACAAACACACACAGGGCUGAAUACACACUCUCAGGCAGAGUUCACAGGUAGAUACACACUCCAAAAACAUGAAAACAGACAAACACACAGCAUCCUCCUGAAAAUCCUCUUUUUAUUUCUCUCUGUGUCUCUGCAGCGAACGGCUACAUCAGCGCCAGGGCCUCGCCGGGCCUCCUCUCCGUAUCCAACGGCAACAGCCUGGGGAAAGUAGUCCUGGCGAAGUCCCCGCCCAGUCCUCAGAUGGUCAACAGCCGCAAGCCGGACCUGAGGGUCAUCACCUCGCAGAGCGGCAAGAGCCUGAUGCAGCUGGUGAGGAGAACACAAACUACGGCAGCUGAACAGGGACAAAAAAGGGUCCAAACUCACAGAUCACAUAAAAAAGAGACAAACGAUGUUCAUAUGGAGUGUCAGGAGGUGGUCAAUUGAUGCAAACGUGUUUUUUUCAUGUUCAGGAUUAAGAUUUCUACAGAUUUGAGGUGAAUUUCCUGACGUUCUCUUUGUGAUCCAACUUCUGGGUCCAUUGGUUCCCCUCCACUCGGCUGUUUUGACGUUAUUCCUCAACUUCAAAGUUGAUUUCUCAAACACAGCUUUAAUAGAGACCCUCCUCCUCAUCACACUUAUUAACUGAUUACUCAUAAUCCAAGAUUUGGCGUCUCUGUAACAGCUGUUCACUUUUAAAGACGAUCGUUUCUGCAGAAUUAUAACCGCCCUGUUUUUUUCACUUCCCCUCAUCCCCCCCGACCCCCCGCCGUGCAGACAGAGGAGGAGCUGGAGUUGGUGAGUGAGGUGAAUAUAGACUUUUAGACUCUUAGCCUCCUGGAUGUGGUGUGAACUCACCGAGCAUGAGUGUGAUCACUGUCAGCGAACACGACCUGAGAGGAGAGGAGGAGCAGAGACGCCGUCACAGUUCAGAACGCAGGACUCAGCUGGUUACACGGGUUCCAGAAAGAUCCAGACUCAGGAGGGUGUUUUAGCCGCGGAGGACGCAGGAGCUGAGAAACUGAAGCUAGGCUACAGUUUUCUGCAGACAGGGUGAAGAAUUACCACCAAUUUCCACCGCAUCCGGAACCGCCAAUUCAUACCGGGUCUGUUUGUGAGGCGAAUUUGGUGUCGGAUUACAGACAGAAGGAAUCACAGGAACUCACAAGAACAUAAGCAGUAGAUUAACACGUUAACUUGAAUGGUUACGAUCAGCUAUGAUUGGCAGUUCCUGAUGCGGUGGAAAUUGGGGGUUAGACCCAAACCAGAAUCACAAAGUCUCGGCUUUGUAAUGAUUAGUCUUUGCGUUGAAAUGUACGAAUGCAAAGUUUAACAAAGUUUAACAAAGUCUGUGUUGGAGUAUUAUCUGUAAAAGCAGAGACGUGAAAACACCUUUAAUUCGAAGUUUUCAAACGCCAUCGUUUCAUUUAAAACAUGAUUUUUGUCGAUGGCAACAAAAUAUUGACCUAUAAAAAGAGGGACGGGUGAUCAGAUGUUCACGUAAACUCCUUUAAGUCUCUUUUCUCUGAUAUAAACGCUCCCAUCCUUCAGUUUGAGUUGAAUAAAUUCUGACUCUGCGCCCGUCUCUCUGAAAGUCUCCUGCUGAAUUGACAUGACAGGACUUGUUUAAAAUGAGAACACAAACCUUACAUCGAUAAUUAUAGAGAGGUGAAUCAUCUCUGUGCCACAGUGGGGCUUAAAGUGACAUUUGUGCCGAGCAAACAGCGUCUCGAGUGAAUAUUGAAGGAACCUGAGCGACCAGCUGACUCUCCGCUCUGUGUGAAAGCUGCUCAGCAUGUGCAUGUUUGGUUUUGAUGGGAGUGUUGACGCUGCGAGGAUCAGAGCGAAGGAGGAUCACUGAGUCUCCAACCUGGAGCACAGGCGGACACGCCGGAGGCCGACACGCUGACCUCCUCACAAACACACACCCACGUCCUCGCGCACGCAUGCUGCCAUGUGUUCAUGCAUAUUUCUCUGCGUAAACACACACACACACACGCCUCAAAAGAAAAACACACACCUCACAUUGUGUUUGCAUUCUUCUCAUUCCAUCUCUGCAAACAUUUACACACAAACUUUUCAACACACACACACACACACACACACACACACACACACACUCGUCUGUCCUCCUCGGUGCAUGUGUUCCUGUCAGCAUGAUCCUGCAGCACAGCGAUGCCUCUCAUAACACCUUCCACCGUGACGCUACAUAACACAGUCGCCCUGGCCCUGGCGACAGCGUUGCCGUGCCAACGCCACCUUGAGAUGUGAGACGCCUCUCAUCUUGCAUGCAGAUGUUAAAGUGUCACUGAAAAGUUAAACGCCUCGGAGAGAGCGGAGGGUCUGGAGAACGGUUUCUGUGUGGAGCGAUGAAUAAAACAUGGAUGAAGCUGUGAACACGUCUGAUACGAGUGUUUUUAAAAACACGAAAUCUGCCAAUAAAGCUUCAAAUAAACCAGGGGGUCAAAGUUCACCUGGUGCAGGUCAGUCUGAGACUAACUCAGGUUUUUAUCCUAAAGUGGAAACAGAAUUAUUAAAAAUGUUCCCCGUCCCUGUGCUGUACAGAGGAGAGCACAUGCUAACUAUUAUCAUCAGUGCUGCUGAAAACAGGUGAAGUCAUUUGCUGAGAACUCUUCAGACUGAGUCCAUAUAAGGAGAAAAGAGCAGAUCUGUUGAUGAUUUCAAUCAGGUUGUCUCACGACAUCAAACACAGAGCUGAGAAACAGAAAAACUAAAAAGAGGUUCGAUUGGACGUCUGAGUUUAAAGGUUUAAAGCCUGACAUCGUUUUUUCUUCUCAUACCUGGAUCUUUUUUUUUCUCUUCAUUGAUCUGAACGUCUGUGAGGAGCUGAAAGUUUGUCUUGUAAUAAAGUUCUCUAUAACGCCACCUGUAGGGAGGAGUGUACCUGAUCAAAAUCAGCCUCUGGAUUUGUUUCCAACAGUGAUGGUUUAAGAAAGAGUCUAAAGAUCGGGUUUAUUUCACGGCCGAAACUCUGAGUUCAGAGUGAAAAACUACCUGCCAAAUUAAGAUUAAGAAACUUUAAACUUUAAAUCUUUUGACAGAUAUUUAAGAAACUUUCAUUUUAUCAUUCAGGAGUUAAACGCUGAUCAGUUCCCCUUCAGUACAGAUGUGUCACACGGUCAUGUGACCAUCAAGCCAAUCAUAAAGUGUUGUGGGCGGGACAUUAGAGACAAAGUGAUGUUGGAAAACACACUUUUGAAUCGAUGAAUUUUAUCAUCUGUGAAAUAAAAAGACGAUUCAGAUAAUCGACCAAAUUACAACCAUCGGCCCCGAUGAUCAAAUAUCCUGUCAGGUCGUAUAAAAACAAAAAAGGAAAUAAAAUCAGUAAAAAAAAAGCUGCAAAUGUCCCUCAGUGAAGGUAGAAACAACAUUAAGAAACUGAAACUGCUUUUUUUUUAUUGACCUAUUUCAAGAAAUUCAGAAAUCAGAUUUUUCUCUGGACCUGAGAGAUAAACUUGUUUCUUCACAUGUUCUGAUGAUUUAAUUUGAGAUUUAAGAAGUUUGUUUAUUCUCGUCACUUUUAUUCAAAGAGAACUUUUCCACUUCGGUCUCCUGGUGGGUUUUAUUGUAAUAAACAGAGUAUGUGGACUUGGUCUUGACUUAGUCUAGAUCCCUGAAUGUCUUAGUCUGAAACACUAGGACCUCUGUCUGACCCCCUAAAGACUCCCACAGACACCCAGAACCCACGUCCACCGUCUCAACGUUUAACCUCCACCCUCAUUUCUGUCUUCCCAGAAUGCUCAGCGGCUAGGUGGCUCCCAGGUGGCGCAGUCACUUACCACACCAGUGGUCUCCGUGGCAACACCCAGUCUCCUCGCACCCUUCUCUGGCAUGCAGACGGCUUACAACCCCGGUAAGUCGUCGAGGGCAGAGAGACAUGAAAAUAAUCAAAACAAAAAAAGAGAAAACAGGAACUGGAAGAACCGGUCGUGGUCCAGGGUCUCCAGGGUCUCCACGAUCUCAAAUCUCCACAGAUUCAGGGCUUCACUCUAACUUUGUUCACAUGUUCUCCUGAGUUAAAAAAGUAAGGAGCACAAAGAACUUUAGGGGAUCAAUAAAAAUUCAUCAAAUACUGUGUGUCUAUUGGUCGACAUAAGCACUAUUAUUAGAAAUCAAUUUUAGGUCUUUUGGUCACAUGACAGUGAAGCUAACACAAACUGAAGGAUGUGACGUUUGUACAGGAUAAGAAGCACUUUCAGUUAUUUAAAUUUGUAUAAGAUUUCCUCUCAAACUUAACUCCGGCGUAUCUUAAACGCUCCAUCAUAUAAAUCUCCCAGAUGAUCUCUGUCCCCAUACACACACUUUUAACUGGAGUACGUAAGAGGGAGCACAUUACUCCCAUCCUGGCCUCCCUCCACUGGUUACCCGUGCAUUUUAGAGUCAUUUUAAGAUUCUUUUAUUUGUUUUUAAAUCUUUAAAUGGUCUGGCUCCAUCUUACCUCUCUGAGCUUCUCCACCCCUACACCCCAGCUCGGUGCCUCAGGUCAGCUGAUCAGCUGCUCCUGCAGGUACCGAGGUCCAAACGGAAGCUCAGAGGGGAUAGAUCUUUUUCUGUUGCAGCCCCAAUUUUAUGGAACAAGCUACCCCUCCAAAUUAGAGAAGCCCCCACACUGUCCAUUUUUAAAACUCGUCUUAAAACCCAUUUUUAUUCAUUGGCUUUUAACCCUCCAUGAGACUCGGCUCCUGUUUUAGUGUUUUAUGGUUUGUUUUUAGUUAUUUGUUUCUAUGUUUUUAAAUUAGUUUUUAAAAGCAUUGAAACUAUACAUUUAAUUCUGCUUUUAUUUUAUCCAUUGUUUUAAUUGUUUUUUGAUUGGUUUUUAUCUUGUUGUUUUGUCUGGUUAUGUACAGCACUUUGUACAGCUGUGGUUGUUUUAAAGUGCUCUACAAAUAAAGUUGAGUUGAGUUUUAUCAAUAUGAAUUAUCCAACUGUAAAUAAUGUAAAUAUCUAGAAUUUCACCACAGUCAACACGAAUAUAAUUAAAUACAUAAACUUGAAUGAUUCUUCACAUAUUGAUGAACUCAAAUAGGACCUCAGCUCCAAACAAAGAGGGUCCGAGGGUGAAGUCUGGAAAACUAACACCCAGCUCCCAGUGUGAGAAACCACAAACCAGUAUGAAUAUUCACUUUGUUCAUGGUGUGAGAGCUUCUGGAGUGAUUCCACUUCAAAGGUCUCCAUUAAUAUGGAUUAGCUCUGAUUAAUAUUGAUGCAGCAGCAGCAGAAACUUGUAUGAUGUAAAACAAUCCCCCUCCUCACCUCCUUUUCUCUCUCUGCGUCCCCGUCCCUUAAUCUCAGAGGGCCAUCUGAUGAGUGCCGAUCUCACAGCGCUCCAGACGUUCACACCACCAGGGCUGGUGCCUGGCAACAUGGCUGCCUGGCAACAGCAACCAGCGGUCUCCCAGCAACAGCAACAGCAGCAGCAACAACAGCAGCAACAGCCGCAGCUGAACCUGGCGUCGUUCAGUAACCUGGUGUAAGCUUUCUCUUCUUUUUAUUUAUUCCACUAACUCGUAAACAAGACGUAUCGCCCGUUUCCUGACCUUUGACCUCUCCCCUCAGACAUCAGAGAGAGUAGAUUUUUACCGCCACACACGAGUCAGCUGAUUCAGAACCAGCCGAACCACGCACUCAUAAAACACUCGCAGCACCUCUGCUGUACGAGGUUCAGCAUCACCCCAGCUGCAAAUGAUUCAUCUGUGAGCUGACCUAGAUAACCUCCACACACACACACACACACACACACACACACACACACACACACACACUGAGCCCAGACUCCCAGUGGAGUCCCUCUCUGAUUUAGCUCUGUUAGCCAGGCAAGGCUGCAAGCUGUGUUUUCCAGAAAAACAAACACACUCAGGGUUCGAGGCGUUAAAGCUCGGCUGGCUCACAAACACAGACGAAUAAAAUUCACUUUUUCUUCUUUUUUACUGACGAGGUGUGAAGAACGAGACUUCAGUCUGAGACUUUAGAAGUGGUUGUUUACCUGAAGUGUGUCCCUCCAAUCACCUGGUUAACCUUUUCAAGGGAACUCCUUAGGUUAGAAGAUUAUUGCUGAGUCUCCCUGGAACCAAACGGGUUUUCCUGCAGUGAGGAUCUGUCUGAAUCUGAAGGACUGAACCCUCCAGAAAAAGGUCUUUUAUUAGAGUCAGACGCUCUUCUAAAACAAGUAUCAGUAGGGCUGCACGAUACUGACAAAAAAUAAAAUCCAGAUUUUUCUCUGAAAAUUUUCAAUUUUCGAUUUUUUUUUUUAUUCAGGGACUUCACCAAACUUCACUUUGAUUAAAAGGUUUUCUAUCAUCUCUCAAAACAAAACCACUGAAAACGAUGUAGUGCAUUUACCAAGCCAGUAGGUGGCGCUGUAACGCUGCAGAGGAAAUGCACCAAAGCCAGAAGAAGAGUACAGAUCAUGUGUUUAAAGGUUGUUUUGGCGCCAUAAAAGAGUUGCUCUGUGUGUCACAUGAUCGUUUCCAGAGAUGCAGAUAGACAUCCACACGGAGAUGAAAUGGUCGUCGUUUACAGAUUUAUUCACUCUCUGACCCGUUUUCAAAAAGUACCGUUUACAGUCACCUGAAACGCCGAUACGACAAAAAACUUUAGUGUUUCCACCUGAAUUAGUUUCCGUGGUGACGGGUUGAUACCGCCUUCAGACAGACUUUACAGCGGGGAGUGGUUUACUCUUCAUCUGAAACUGUGAAGUCGUACCAAUUCAACACGACUGACACGCCAUGUUUGUUUACACUAGUGUGUGUGGGAACUGGGGAGCCUACGGUGGCCUGGAGGAGCGAGACAUGAAAGAGAGGAAAAUCGAUUUGAGGAUUUUAAUUUUUUUAACAUCGUCAUGAUCAAAUAAUCCGAUUAGGAUUUAAAAUGGAUUUAUCGUGCAGCCCUACGUAUCAGGCUUCCCUCAAAAUUCGCUCAAACUUCAGUUUUCAUCGGCGAUCGUUGGAGUUGUUGAGCCUAAAUCUGCAGAUCUGUUUGUCAUUUUUGUGUUGAAGUUCUGAACCAACAAAGAAACACAAAUGUGAAUGAUUUCUUGAUCUGAUGCUGUUUGUUGUCUGUCUUUGUUGUUUUACUAACCAAUCAGGACACAGUGGGUGGGGUUUAGAGAUCACACUUUGGGGUAUUUCAGCCGGUCCCACAGACCUCAAACUAAAGUCUAAAAGAGUGAUGAUGUCCACAGUAGAACUGAGUGAAGCUGGACUAACCUGUGGGUGGGGGAGCGGCUUGUAACUGCCUCUUGUUUUCUCCCCCCUCUCCCCCUUUUCUCCACAGCAUGUGGGGUGCAGAGAAACAGAGUGCGGAGAUGGUUAACUGCAUCUCCAAUUUUGCUGCUAACCUGAGGUGAAUGACAUGUUAGCAUCUAGGUGCUGUGCAGCUCUGCCAUGUCUGUAAUCCGUCCGGAUGAGCUACAGAAAACCACAGAGUAGAUGCUGAGUCAUGAACGCUCUCCUCUUCAUUUGUAUGUCGACUGUGACGCCUGUUGUUGCUUCGCUUUGUCUGCACGCCAUCGCUCUCUCAGUUUGCUCCAAGUAUCCGUUUAGAAGCGUGCUCGUAAGAGUUUCCACGCCACCUAAAGCUCAGAUCUGAAGCUCCUUGGAUGUGUCGUGAACAAAGAAGACGACGCCGCGGUUUGACAGCGCGGUGCCUCGACUGCUACUCAAAUAAAAGGCGUCUCUGGAUGCUGCUUUCAGCCCCGAACAGCGGCCCAGUGCACAGCUGUGCGCCGCCGCCGCCGCAGACGCGCUCAGUGCAUUAAAAUUUUACUUUCCAGCCACUUAACUGUCACUGUCAGCCGACUGUCAGACGUUAGCUUCAAUUCCUCAGACACAGGACGACUCGAGUGUGUUUGACCGAGAAGAAUAAUUCAGAGGCAGCUCGGCUGUCAGAGACGGUUAUGUCGAUAUUUAAAACUGAAUCACAUGGACUUUGGAUCAGAUCAGGGUCUGAUUAGUAAGUCUGUGCUAAUAUCUGUGAACCACGGCCUUCUGGGUAAAGAUAAUUCAGAUUAUGAUGCCGUCAUCAUCAUUACAGAUUUAGAGAUUUACUCCGAUGCAGCUAUUUAAGGGUGUAAUGGAGGGAUUUGUGACCGGACUGAAAAGAGCCCAUAGACUGUAACAAAUGGAUGCAGUGUCAGUCAUGUGACUCAGCUGUUUCUGAGGUGAAGCCUCGCAGCGGCGUUCGCCAUAUUGGAAAUACGUUCUCGACCUACCAGAGACGAGCCUUCAAGCUCAUCGCAAACAGCCUCAGUGAGCCGGCGUCUGAUUCGCCAAUCUCUUAAAGGGAUAUUCCAGCAUAAAAUUACUUUAAACACGCCCUCCAGAGAUGAAUGUUGUCGACCGCUUCCUUCUCUAGUUAUACCAACUUUAAUAACGACCGCAGGAUAGUAAUACAGAGAGCCACGCCCCCAACCAAAACGCCACUCUAUAGCCACAAAUAAUGCUCAGAACAGCACCUAACUUCAUCAACAGGACAUAUAGGGUCACAGACAUAGUACUAGACACCAAACAUCUUUUUAACUUUGACUCAUUUCUUUAACAAAGAGACUAAACACAACUCACCUACUCUCUUCCAGCAGACGCUUGUUUGUAGAGAGACCUCAGGCCAGUCCAUUACAGACUACAGCGGGGUGCCGCAGCUCAAGGAAGAACAUUUAUGAUCAUUUCUUUAUCUAUGGCUGUGACCCUAUAUGUCCUGUUGAUGAAGUUCGGUGCUGUUCUGAGCGGCUAAAGUCUCUGACACGAGUCCAUCCUGCAGAUUUUCACUCCUCACCCUCUCUCCUUGUCUCCUCCUCUGUCUCCUGUCCUCUUCAUACAUGUAUAAAAUCCCCAAAAUAAAACUUUAAAAAGAGACGGUGAAGCUGCUCAGACUCUCGUUCCAAUGAAAAAAAUAAAAAACAGAAAUGUGUAAAAGAAAGAAGUGGGUAAAAAAAAUACCAGCUGUCAGCGUAGAGAGUGUUUUUUGUUCCUCUGUCUGACAGGCUGAAAAGUGUCCGUGGAAAUAUGAUAAUAGGUUGUUUGUUAUUGUAUACAACAGCUGGGACUGCAGAGGGUUGAGCACAAAGCAGCGUAUAGUUAGCUCUCACCACCAGCAGCACUGAGGCAGCAGAGCUCUUUCUAUCACCUCGUAAAUGUUAACAAAUGGUCGUCCAGAUUGUAUGAAUCCUUCAGCAAACACAUCCAUGAAACCGCUCAGAGGCUGUGAAAAAGACGCCAGAUCUCUCUUCACCGAGGAGCGCCGGAUAAAAAACCGUCUGAGCAGAGUUUCUCUUCUCAAAACUAGAGAGAGUCUCAGGGUUCGGAGGGCGGCUCGAUUUUAUUGUUCAUUCAUGUCUGCAGAUUUCAAAAGUUGUGACGAUGAUGAGGAACUUUUUUUUUAAUUUUUAUCUAGAAACUGGAAAGAAAGGCGGCGUGACCAGAAAAACUUGUUCUUUGUCUUUUUCACAAAUUCUUACUGUAAAAACUCGACCGACUUCUACGACUUCUUUGAAAUCUGUUUUAUUUUUUUAGGACUGUUGAAAGAUUAGUUUUUUUUAAUCGCGAUUAAUCGAAGAAUCGUUAUAGUUAACUGCGAUUAAUUGUGGUUUAUAUUGCAUGUUUAAAACGCUGUUAUUUUGCAUUUCGAGGCAGUUUUAAGCCCAAAAUGUAAAGUAUCUCUCACCAGAGUUUUAAUUGGGAAUCAAUUUUUUUUUUCUUUGUUUUGCCGAUAUUGCCGAUGUCUCUGGUAGCCGCUUCGACACGCUGUUUAUCUAGGAGGGAGGGGGUGGGUAACCGUUUGUGAAGAGAUGCACGGUGGCGCCUCGAAUGAGCGGUCCCCGAGAAUAUUUACCAACAAACGUUUCUUCUCCUCACGAUAACAGCAUCUCAGUCACAUUAUGUCAAUUUCAACAAAAUUCUGCGUUUAAAAGUAAAUUCUGUUUUUAUUGGUCGAUUCCUUGAUUCCGUUAACGCAGGAACCAUCGGGUCCUAGACUUUGAUUAGAUAUUUCAGGCUGCUGUUAGGAAUAAAUCAGAGGAUCUGAAUCUCGGAGUUCCACACAGACCUCUUCUAGGACCUCAGCUGUUAUGAAUUAUCUUCGAUAUAUCGUGUCUAUAAUCUCACCUGCAUCAAAUUUGCUUUUCAUUGCAAAGAGUUAAUUCGACUCAUGCAGCUCCGUUGACCUCUGAGUAGUUCAGCAGUCAGAGUGUGAAGAGAGCUGCAGAUUUUAACACUUGAGACGACCUUGAUGACAGUUUCUUUAACGGCUGAUUUUAAAAAUCAGAAAAUGUUCAGACUGUAAAAUAGUUGCUGAGAUCGUCCCUGAAACACAGGCGCCGUAGAAAAGCCUCCACUCCUCCCUCUCUCAGGUUUACAGCGAACACCAGGCAGGUUUCCUGAGCUGUGUGUGGGAUCAGGAUGACAGAAUCACUGUAGCUGAAAACAAGCGAGCGCCACAGAAAUGUGGGAAGCUUUCCCAGCACGCCAAACUGUUCUCUGUCUUUCAACCCGAACGGAAAAAUCACGCCGUCCUAGGACAGCAUGGGCAGACGUGGGCACUUCAGCAGCCCAGACUGUUCCGGUUUGUUUUUGAUUUUAAUCACAGCGAGCAAACAAGCUCCUCCAAUCAAACGCUGAAUGACGGUUUGGCAGCGAGCUUCGCCUUCGCCGUCGUACGCACUUCUCCUCACCGCAGGCUCGACCAGGAAAUCAUCUCUGUCAUCACGCCAUCUUCCAUCCUCCUCUAUAAUCACUUCUCUUCUUCUGCUUCCGUCUUGUUUCCCGCUCUUCUCUUCAGAUCGGUGCACACCUGUUAACCCCCCCCCCAUAUUAACGUUGAUGUCACAGCUGCCCUCUAACCCCGCCCUCAAAGCCUCGCCGUCAGCUGGUCUUCCUGUUUAUGUCCAACUGCUCGUCUUUUUAGGGCCGCAGCACCAAACAGUGUCACAGCUUCCUGAGAGACCUUUUUCCUUUUUCCUUUUUUCCUUUCUUUCUUUGUUUUUUUCUUCUCUCCUUUCUCCUUUAUUUUUUCCUUUUGCUUCCUUUUUAUUUUCUUCCUUUUUUGUCCUUCCUUCCUUCCUUCCUUCCUUCCUCCCUCUUCCUUUCUUCCUUCCCUUUUUUUCCUUUUCCUUCUCCUCUUUGCUUCCUUCUCCUUUUUUCUUCCUUUCGAUAUCCUCACCUUUCCUUUUUCCCCUUCUUUUGUACUUUUGUCAUUACUUUAUUUCUUCCUCCUUUCUUCCUUCCUUUUAUUUUUUCUCAUUUCUUUUUUUUUUUUUACCUUUCUCUGGUUCUCCCUCUCUUCCUACCUUCCUUUUUCCUUCCUUCCUACCUUCCUUUUUCCUUCCUUCCUUCCUUCCUUUCUUUCUCUCUUCCUUCCAUCCAUCCUUCCUCUCUUCCUUCCUUCUGCCUAAAUGAUCCCUGGUGGUCCACUCACCAAACUCCUCACACCCACCAGACCAGGUGUGACAGCGGAUAAUUUAAAGGUUUUGAUUCUUCACUGACUCAACAGCGCCCCCUAACCUUCAAAAACAGACUCUACACUCAUUUCAACACAGAGAUAUGAAACUUAAGUAAAUGUUUAACACCAGGACCUUCCAAAUAUCCUCUUGGACCGAUCCUCCGAACCCCAACAGGAAGACGUCAAAUUGAAGUCGACUUUCCAUUUUAACGAUGCAUUCAUGGCAGCCAAUCAGACGUUGACGUCUCACUAAUAAACAGAAAGUAACUUCUUCAUAUAGUGAUCAAUCUAUUGAAUUAUUCAUAGUUAUUAUUAAGAUCCGCCCCGAACACAGCUCUGUGUGUGAACGUAGCCUUUGUCCACUCCAGUUUUCAUCCUUAUCUCCCUAUAAUAGCACCACCUAAUGGUAACAAGCGGUAUUAACUCGGAUAGAAUAACCUUUAACUGAUGGUAGUUUUUUUUUCAAAAUCUUAGCUCCGCCCACUGUUCAGGUCCCUGUCCCUGUAAACGGACUUGUCUUUUCCUGUUUACGUCUAAAUGUGGAUUUACUUCAUGCUAACAGGACCCGCCGCGGCUCAUGGUUGCUAACGCUAACUCCACACCUCACUUUCGUAACACGCCUCCGCUAACGCUCAGAUGUGCGGUGGCCCGCUCAUCGCUGCUUCACUUCUGUCUGUUUUUGUUUCCUUACCUGGUCAGCGUGUUUUCCUCCAUUCAGGACACUUUUUAAGGAACUUAACAAACUUUUAGAGCCAGUGUCUAAAUUUGAGUCAUCUACAGAUCCAUCUUUCUGGUUUGAGCUGAGUGGGUAAAAUGUUUAGUUUGUGGCAUAAUUGUCUGCGUGUUGCUUUUUCUGCUUUGUCCAUGUUUUGCAGACACAAACACACUUUUUUCUGUCUCCUACUCUGUCUCUUUCCCCCUCCCUCAGCUGUGGUUUAAAAGAGAGAGAAAAAAACCUCUUGCAGACAGUGCACACGUUGCUAAAUUGCUUACAGGACCCAGUGUUUGUCAGCAGGGCACAAUGCACACACACUAUCAGAGGCAGCUCAGUAAAACCUCCCCAGAGGAAUCGGUGUUUUCCCAGACCACCGAUUACAAACCGCAGGGUCAAAACCAUGAGCAGCUUCAUUAGGCCUCCUGCUACCUGGAACAAAAUACAACUGCAUCAGACACACUUACUGUUUAGUCAGAACAGGACAAUCAGAUGACUGUGUUCUGAGCUACAAAGCAAAAAAUGUGGGUUUAUAUGCAGAUUUCAAGAGAUGGCAUGCAGCAGAUUUCUAACAUCUUCAGCAGGUCUUGACUUACAAACCCUAAAAAUGACGUCGCAAAAUUUUUCAAGUCCAAAAAAAGAGGAAAACUGCAGCUGAAUUCAGAGUAUCUGUCAAAGAAAGGCUGGCAUCGUAAAUUUGGCAUUUAGCUCUGUGAAAAAAUACAAAAGUGAGAUUAUUCUGCAAACUAACGGGGUUUAAAUUAGAUAAGAUAAGCCUGUAUUAAUGCCACAAGGUGAAAUUUUCAUUUACAGUUCAUCCUUUUAAGAAACAUAGAGUAGACAGAUGCAUACAGGGUGACAGGAACAGGAGAACUGUCGGAUCGCCAGCCUCGACCGGCGCCCGUUUCUUAGAUGAGAAAAAGGAGGAGAGGAGGGAAGAAGAGAGGGGGAGAAAUGACAAAAAGGUACCAGAAGUUUGGACCCGUUAGAGUAGAUCACUGUCAGCUGCACAGCAGGGGUGCAAUAAUAAGUCAACAUUAUCAACAAGAAUCAAUGACAAAACAUGUUUAAUCUAUUAUUUAUGGUUUCGCCAUUUUUCCACCUCCAUGUGCGUUUUAAUUGGCCGUUUAAUAGCGUAGGAAAAUCCAACUGUGACUGUAUGUAGAUGACGACUGGGUUUAUGAGGCUUUAACACUUCCUUCCAUCCAGCUCCGUCCUAACAACUCCUCAUGACUGAAGCAGCUGUUGUAUUAAAACGUGUCUGGACUAACCAUGAGUGGCCUCCAUCGCUCUGUUUCCCUGCUGUCCUGAAGCUUUUCUUUUAUAAACCUGCUUGUCUCUUUUUCCGCCUCCCUCCACAGCUUGGCCUCUCAGUCCAACUUGCUCUUUGGCAGGGAGGAGGGCCUCUGCUGGUACUGUAAUCUCUACACUUCAGCCUCUCAGCUACAGCAUGCUGCUUUCCCAAAAUAUCUGCUGCAUGGAGGAAUCAGAGUGUCAAAGUUUCAAACGUUUGCACAUGAAACUGAAAAAUUCACUUCAAAUUGUUGUUUUGUGUAUUAGAGGGUCAGUUAGAUCUGUGCAGAGAGAGAUCUAUUAUAGAUGCAAAAAUAUAGAAGACACACUUCUGUUUAAAGGUCCCGAAUAAUACGACAUUUGCACGUCCUGGUUGUUGUUAAAGUUUUGAUGGAAAAGUAUCACAAAUGCAGCCUCUUAGUUUCUAACCUUAUUGUCCAUGCAGUGAUCUGAGUGGGCGGGGCUGCUAUGAUAAUGAGGCACUGUGCUGAUUGGCUGCCUAAAUGUCAUCUGAGGGGGGAGGGAUGCAGACGGGUGCAGCUAAAUGCAGAGGUAGAAAAACACCAAAACAAAUGUGGCAAGUGCUCCAGAAGAAUCAGCGCCGGUACCGAGACAAAUACGGCUUUUUAAAAAAGAGGAUGAGAGCAACAUGAAGAAAAAAUAUAAUUACAGGAAGGAGAUUAAAGUCGAAAUUUCGUAUUUAAAAAAAUCGAAAUUUUGGGAUUAAAAAAAUUGAAAGUAUGUCAAUAAAGCUAAAUUUCGAAAAAUAAAAAUUGAAAUUUCGGGAUUAAAGUUAAAAUUUUAAGAUUACAAAAUGUCAUGAAUAAUGUCAAAAUUGAGUGAUUAGAUAAAUUUAAAAUUUUAGCUUAAAGUUGAAAUUUUGAGAUUAAAAAAAUUUAAAUUAUGUCAAUACAGACGAAGGUUUGAAAAUAAAAAGUGAAAGUUUGAGAUUAAAGUCGAAGUUCCAAGAUUACAAAAUGUUGAAAUGUUGUAAAUAAUGUCAAAAUUUUGAGAUUGCAGUUAACAUGAAUAAAGUCAAAAAUAUUGACUUUUGUGAAUUUCAACUUUAAUUUCGUAAUUUUAACUUUAAUCUCAAAGUGGAAGUUAAAAAAAUCUCCCCCCUGUAAAGAGAGAGCAGGGAUGACGGUUAUUUUAGAUCGAGCACCGACUUUAGCGGACGUGUCGUCGUGUUCUUUAACACUCAUUGUUAUUUUUGCAAACACUGACAGAGCUGUUGGCGCGCCUGGCUCUUAACCUUUGACAUCUCGACUCUGCAAACCCAAAGCACCUUCACCGUAGUGUAGGAGGACGUAGAAACUCUUCAGGGAUAGGACUACAUGCAUGCCGAUGCAGAUCACUCCUGUGGUUGUAAAGAAGCUGUAAUCUCCCAUGAGGCUCCACAUUCACUAAAGUAUAAAUGCCAACGCACAGCGAGGAAAGACAAGAUCUUUAUUCUGCGGGACCUUUAAGGAGAAGAAGUGCUCUCAGUGAUGUUUUAAUGAGGUAUAAAACUAAAAUAUGAAAGUAGAUGACAUCCACAUUAGAUAUCAGAGUUAGAGAAAUGAACUUUUUAAAUUUGGGUUGGUUUAAGGAGGGUGACGCUGCGGUUUGUUGUUCCUCAGACGAGCAGAACAUUUUGGGAAGCAUGGCUGUAUCCCUUCACACCACACUGUAACUAAAUGUCUGCUUCUGGCUGUGCUCGCUGUGUUGUUAGCACUCGAGGGUAGCCUUGCUGUUCUCGCCUUCAUCACUGUCACCGGCUCGCUGACUCUGCCGUUUUUACCCGCCAUAGCAACAGCACCCCCGUGGCACCGCCAUCCAUCUACCUGUGCUGGCCUGGGCCGAGACAGGACGCGCUGGUUUGAUGAAGUGGGCACGGCGAGAGACCGAGCGAGCCUCUCUGCUGCCGCUCGGGGAUUUGUGUGUCUGUGCGAGGGUGGGAGAAGAAGAGGCAUUUGUAUGUAAGGCAGCGAGAGUGCACGAGUUUAAGUGUGUCAGAGAUGGAGCAAGACGGCGAGCACAUUGGAGUGUUGCUGGCCCAGACCGCCUGAAGGAGCGCUAUCUAGAAUUCCCCUCUCAAUCUGCCAGUAAUUGAGGGAAUAUUAGAGAUACAGUUCUGCAGAUGGCUCAUGAUAUGACAUAUUAGAAGACACCCGGGGGGCCAAACGCGUAAUUGGGAGCUUCAAAUUCAGAUCGACCGUGUCAAGCCGGGGGGAGACGGGGAGGAAAUGAGCGCUAACUGAAAAAUCCUGUCAAAGGAGUGGGCCACACAGUGCAGCGUCAACAGCCGGUGUCAGCUCCAGUGACAGGUUUGAGUCAGCCUCCAGCCAGCGGAGGAGGAGGAGGAGGAGGAGAGCGAAGAUGCAGAGGUUGAUCAAAGAGUGGGGGCAGGUGAUACUUAGACAGACGGGAGACGUUUGGCACCUGACUUUGUCCUGAGAAUACUAACAGUGUGACCGCCGCGCUCAGAGAAGAGCGUUUAAACACGUUUAGACUUUAGUGAAAACUUUUAAAACAGAUACUCAAGAGACUUCAACAAUCAGAGGUUUGAUUUAGUUUGACGAACAUCAGGGUUCCUGCACAGUCUGAACUUUUCCAUACCCUACUUUAUAGAAUUAUUUUUGGAAAUACCUUCUUUUCUAUUUUAGAAAACAGUUUUUUUUGUUACUGUGGUAAUAGUCUGGAAACCUCAAUAUUAUUCCACACUUUAUUCUUCAUAUACCAUACUUUUAAGGACCUGGAAGUUGAUCAAAUUAGUUGCGUAGGAACCCUGUAACAUGUAUUUGAAAAGUCUCAGUUUCAGUAAAUAGAUUCUUUUAAACAACAUGUGAUUCUGCACAUGCUCAGUUUGACCCUCCCUUCACCGCAGUCGGAGUUUAAUACAGAAGAGAGUAUUUCAGGUUGUGCAGCCGUCGUCUUCUGCUGUCUUAAGAUGAUAGUGAUUAAAACUUACGCCGGGAUUCCACCGCAUGCAGAUCCGCCACGCCCCGCUCCAGAACGGCAGGCGGAUCAAAAACACAAGCAUACAGAGAAGUCUCACGAGAUCUUGCGUGUUUCACUGUAAGACAUUAAACGAGAUCAGCGGUGUAUAUAAACACCCACAUCCCACAACCCUGGCCCCUCCCAUUAUCAUGUCGAUAAUUGUUUGCGUUAUUCUGUGACGCAAACAGUGCGGUGUAUGCACGCGCUGAAUUGAUGCGUUGUGCUGCGGCGUCAGGCAAAUAUAGGAGCCUUGCGUAUCUGAUCAAACCGCCGACGCGGAUCCGUAGCAGAGCCUGACGCCGGACAGAUUGUGUGGAAUCAUGAACAUUGAUUAUAAUGCUUGCGUGUUUGAUCCGCCUGCCGUUCCAGAGCGGAUUUCCGUAUCCUGUGGAAUUUAGCCGUUAGGUAAACAGGUAAAAUAAAUGAACAUGAUUCACCCAUGCCAGCAAUGGUGCAGUGUUGUUUUCGUCAGGCAGGACGAAAACUUAAAUGACGACGUCAGACCCCUUUUUUCCUUGACGAAAAUGAGACUAAGACGAACGUCACCAAAGCUCUGUAAAGACUAAAAUGUGACGAAAAUUAUAUUCAUUUUCGUCAGACGAGAACGAGACGAGACUAAAUUGUUAUUAGGUGGACGAACAAAGUUUCAAAACAUGCUUUUUUUUUGUCCUAACAGUCACGCCCCCAUCACACACGCACCAAAAGCCUCGCUCGCGCACAGCUGCGCGCACACACUCAUACACAUGCACAGAGCGGCAGGUGGACGAGGCGCGCACACACGCACACACACACACACACCGUGGCGGCAAGCACAGCAGCGGUGGCCGAAAAAAGAGGGAUGAUUUAUGGUCCUACUUCAGAAACAGUCCAAGUGACAAUAAAACACAAUGUCUUGUACGGGGAGACGAGACAGACGACAGUUGUGGAGCCACAGCUUCCUCAUGCUGCGGCUUCAAACUGUCGGGAAAGAACACCACGAACCUCAAAGGCACCUUUUCGUCGACUAAAACUAGACUAAAACCUUUUGAGUUUUGGUCGGACUAAAACUAGACGAAAACUAUCAAGGAUAGAAAUGACUAAAAUGGGACUAAAACGAAGAAGCAUUUCGUCAAAAUGACUAAGACGAAAACUAAAUCUAAAAUGCCUGCCAAAAACAACACUGCAAUGGUGUAAGUAUCUAGUAUACGAUAAUUGACCGGGCCGACCAUGGCGACUGCAGAUGAAACACUGUGAUCAGUACGAGUUUUACACUUUAGUCUAAAUUAAAACCACACUGCAGCGUCGUUCUGCUGUUUUCAUUUAUCCAGACUUCAGUUUAGACGGUAAAACGUUCAGUUUCUCUUUGUUAGACGAAUCUUUAAGCAGCUAAAAAUCCCUAAAUCCCUAAAUCUCAGAUGUUUUCCUCGAACUGUCCCUGUUUCGUGUUUCAGUCUCAGAGGGAGUCCUGUGCUGUUCUUGGCCGUUAGCUGUGCCAAUAGGAGGAACGAGAACCGUAUCAAAUGAAUCUGUUGAAUCAGAGCGAUGAUCCCGGGAUGACGGGUUGAGCAAUCGUCAGUCAAACUGUCAGAAUCACAAACAUGUGUAAAGAGAAGAGUCCAGAAAUUAGAUCAUGGAAGGAGUUUUCUGUUGCUGGGAUCAAAUCCACAGACCGGGCACCAAAACGGAGAGAGACGUCAGAAGAAAUCGAGAACUUCCUCGUAUCUUUUAUCGUCUGUUACCGAACCAAAAACACUGAGGCUUUCUUGGCUUUUGCAUCAGGAGCAGAGCGCACCAGCUGGGCGUGAACUUAGUCGGUCUUAUGUCUUAUAUUACACGGCUAUGACCUGCUUCUUUACUGGGAUUUACACGGACCACACCAAGCCUGACAGGGCGAGUCCCGGCUGCACCUGGUGUCCUCGCGUGUCCGCACCGACGUUCGCAGAGCGGUUAGAGAUGCUAGUGACGCCACGCUUUUGACGAUAUCUGCAGAACAUAAGUUAUAAAACUGUUGAAGUGACCAAGAGUUUUUUGAGUCUCCCCUCUUUUAAUCAUUGACAAUGACAAUUUAUCAAUCAGACUUAAAAUGGCACUGAAACAGGAAGUUAAUGAAAAUAAUGAAAACCUUUAUUCAUGUGUCAGACUGAGACAGAAAACAAAUAAGCUCUGAAACUCUCUGUGGGAUAGAAAAGCUGCUGGAUGUCGUAGAAACUGGAUUUUUAUGUCAGCCGGUCUCACAAGGCGAGUGGAUUUUAUCGGAGGAGCGUAUGACAAUAAGAGCUGAUUAUGUGAAACAACAACGUUCUGAUGUGUACGACAACAUUUUGGGCUGUUAAACUGUCUUCUGUCGGCCAAGAUCCCUUCCUUGGUUGUCGUUCCUGCUGACCUCUUCAGGCGAUUAUUUUUUAAACCAAGUGGAAAGGAGAACCGACACUCUUUUCACCCGUUUUGAUGUGGGAACCAAUGGACUGGACGGCUGCAUGGCUGACGGACUGUGCGUUUAUGUAAACUGAAACAUCGUCGUCUUUGUGUCGUAUGUCCUGGAUCUCCAUUUGCUCCCGUCUGCCCGAGUCCACACUCGCCUGGUUGAUGGCGCCGCUGCUGACUGUUGGAUGUUUGUCUUGGCGAGCUUAUCUUUGUCGUAGCCAAGUUUUGACCGGCUUGAUGGUGUCUAUUCUUGGAUUUUUUUACCUCUAAACUGGCUGAACUGAGUGUUUCAUCCCCGCACACUGUCUGCUGUCAUGUUGGGUCAAAGGUUAGCUCAGGUAGUUUUUGUGAUCGUGUGGUUUUACGGUCCCGGUCUCACUGUCUCCCUUUCCUCUCUUUCCAUCUUCUUCCAGGCAGGGUCACGUACCGAGCGGCAGUCUGAUCGUCAACACGAAUCCCAACAUCAACAUCAAGACUGAACCCGUCUCUCCAAACCGCGACCGCAGCACGCCCAGCUCCACCUGCAGCGCUAUAGGAGGCGGAGGUCAGGGUCAAGUCCAAGGACAAGGUCUGGUGACGGUGGCCUACCCGGGUACCCUGCGCCUGGAAGCAGUAGGUCAAGGCCGUUCGCCGGUCGACUCGCUCAGCAGCAACGGCAGCUCGUACGAGGGCAGCGACCGGGACGAUGGCACCCAGGGACGGGGAGGGGGUCAGGACUUCCAGCAUCAUGCCGGGACCGCAGCCCAACAGCCCACCAUGGUCCUGGUGCGGCCCCCUUCGACGGAGCCCCAAGAGCAAGACGGGACCAACGUCAAGAGGAUGAGGCUUGACGCUUGGGUGACAUGA